AUGCCGCAAUCCCGGGGCCGGACACUUCGACCGGAUCGCGAUCGGUAUAAAUACGGCCGGUGGUCGUGUAUUCGGAUCAAAAACGAUAUCGACUCCAGUCCGAUACACAUAUCACUUAUCACGAUCCCGCAACCGCAAAAACAACCAAUCAAAAUGGUUUCUAAGGUAAGAUUAUUUAAUUAUACGUUUUAAGCAAAAAAGGUUAGUGACUAAGACGCGCGGUUAGUGAAAAUGUUCUGAUUUUUUCGUAUUAAACGGACGCGGAUUUUUCGCCCGGUGAUACUUUAUUUGAAAUUUUGUUCGAAAUUUUCAACACAUUUUAUGUUUCGCACGUUCACUAUACCAACGACCCCAUCAUGUAUCUAAACCGUGUUCUCUUUCGUUUUAACGACUUUAACGCCGGGAAUUAAAUAUUAAAGAAUCUCGUUUAAAAGGGUACUUAGUUCACGAUUUUAGAGUGGUUGAACAUUACACUAACAGUAGUUGAAUUUUUAAAAUAAAUACUUAAAACUAUAAUAAAAAAAAAAAACCGAUUAAUCGACAAAUAAUUAUCAGAAAAGUCUUUUCGACGCGUUCGGUUUGACAUUCACCGAAUCCGUCGGAAAUCUGAAUAUUUUCAACUCACCGAUUCGUGAACAAAUUUGAUAUUAUUUCUGAUCUAACUACUAUUCUUAUUUUAACAGUCGUAAUCGCAGAAUUCGACAGUUCCUUUGUGUUUUUGAUGAGAACCGCUUACCACUUACGCGAUUUCUUAAUUAUUUCCGUAGUAUUACAAUAGUAUGUUUAUCGAAUUUUAAUUUUUUCGUAAAAUUUCAACUCGCCUUUAUUUACCCCUGUCCGUCACGGACCCCGCAACCCGAAAUUCCAUCGCGAACACCCACCUAACCCAAUCGAACCCCGUUGCCCCCUAGACCUAUUAUAAUCGUAUCUCAUACCAACAAACCCCGUACAGUAUCUACAUAGCGAUUGUAUCAUUCCGUUCUCAGGUCGUUGUUUUGGCUUCCGCCAUGUUGGCCGCCGUCGCCGGUUCCCCAGUGUACCCAGCGCCGGCCUACCCAGCACCAGCCUACUCGGCGCCCGCCUACCCAGUGCCCGCUUACUCGGCACCGAAGGCCUACGCCCCGGAGCCCGCUUACGCCCCGGCCCCGUACAGCUUCGAAUACAGCGUAAACGACCCGUACACAUACGACGUCAAGAGCCAAUCCGAGUACAGCGACGGUAACGGUUACGUCAAGGGAACCUACAGCCUGGUCGAACCCGACGGUUCCACCCGCGUCGUCGAAUACACCGCCGACGACUACAACGGUUUCAACGCCGAGGUCAAGAAAAUCGAAGGAGGAUACAAGGCCCCGUACAGCGCCCCGGCACCGUACAGCGCCCCGGCCUACAAACCAGCCCCGUACAGCGCCCCAGCCUACAAGCCAGCCUACAAGCCAGCUUACAAACCAGCAUACUAAACAAUGUAAAACCGUGUUUGUAUACUAAUUUAUCGUCUUGUCUUCUUUCUGUCUGUAAUUUAUUUUCUUUCCAAUGUAUUUAUUUGCGAAAAAUUAAAAAAAAUCACGUCCGUUAAAAAAAAAUGCAUGUUUUUAUUUUGUUUUUUUUUUUUUACAAAAAAAUUCUCUCCGUUUACAGCUUCCAUUCUAACUACACCCGAAUAUUAUUUUGCCGGACCGUUGGAAAUCACAAUUCAACGUUACUUUCUAACGUUCUCUCUACGUUUAAGAUAACAAAUUUAUCCGUGCACACAAGUUCACUAUUUCGUAACAUUUAAAACUAGAUACAUAGGUUUAUAUUUAAGAUAGAUUUAAUUAGACAGAUAUAGUCAGAGACUAUAUAUGUUUUCCACGAGACCACAAAUCUAUUCGGUCCCUAAGAAAUUCCCGUAUUCCCGUCUCGUAACAAAUACUUUUACAGUUGUCUCAUCUCUAUCUCUUUCUUAAAUUUUCCGAUUUUCUCCACAGUUUUUACAGUUUUCUCGUCAUUUUAUACUACGCGCCUUACCGAUUUCGUAUUCUACCAUCCCGAGGGUCUUUUGACGGGGUUUUAUUUUUUUUCAAAAUUUCAAAGUUAUACCGUCGUAAAAAUCGACAAGUCGUCGCUUACUACAGUUUAUUUUUAACCGAUACGAUUAAACUCGAAUACGGUUCCAUUUUAUCAAUGCGAUACUAUCGGUAGUGACAUAAUGCAGUAAUACGGUUUAUAACGCAGCGUAUAAAGUGAGUGUGCAUAAAUCCGCGCUGCGGUUUACGCGGUGUCGUGACAUUAACCCACAUUAAAUUCUAGUUACACAUAUUAUUAUAAUAUUAUUAAUUUAUGAGCGAUCCGUUACGAGAAGCGAAAUAAUUGAGUGGUAAUUUACGGUACAGUGGGUCGGCCACUGUUUAGGGUGUGUGAGCGUGUAUACUGCGCGUAUAUUAUGUUAUCGCUGUAUUAAAUUCGAAAGUAAUUUAUGAUUCUCGUAUAUAUUUUAAAAAGCUACACGCCGAGCUUACAACAAUAUUAUUAUAGGUUAGUUAUGCGCGUUUAUAUUUCGCUAAUCGUAUUGGAGGGAGGGGAGGGUGAGGAACAACUACUGCGAACAAAUAAUGUUACACUACUGAACUCGUAUACAGGACGGUUCUUUAAGCACUUUCGCCCCGGUUUUAUCGUCAAAUUUUGCAUUUAUUCAAAUUCUGAUUUUUAGAAUUUUUAAAUGCGUUUAAAGUCGAUAUUUUCGAAUACAUAGAUUCCCACGUUCAGGAGUUUUAUUUUUAAAUAUGUCGGACAUUCGUACAAGACGAAGGUCGAUGCGAGACAAUCGUUUAAUAAUUUUAUUAUCAAAGUAAUACUCUGUGUGCAGGGAAGCGUAAAUGAGGAAGAAAUCGACUGGUUUUCUCGAUCUUUAAUGUACGGAUGUUCAGACGGUCGAACCACCCUACUUGUAAUGGAAUUGUAAUAUCUCUGUAAUAUGUUUAUUACAGUCCUUGAAUAGCGGUGGAUAUAUCCUAGUUCUGAGGGGGGGAUUUUAAAACGUAUAGAGUAUAUGAGGUUUAUUCCCUUCAGUGAUUAUUUCAGACCUUUAUCCCUGGGGGAGGGAGGUAUCGUAAGUUUACAAAAUUUCCUAUGUACCUGUACAAAUUCUUAAGUAUGAAGUUGUAAAUAUCAAUAUAAAGUGGUGAUAAUAUUCACUAGGGGGCGAUCUACCAACCGCCCCAUUGACAUUCAACACUGACCUUGAAGUAUUUUUAUUGCAGACGCAACUAGGAAGGUGCUUGGAGUUCUUUGGCGCCCCGAGUUUAAAAUUAUCACCCUCAAAAAUACUCGAUAAGUUUUUUCGUAGUAUCAAUUAAAUUUUUUAUCCACUUAUUUCAAUAUUUAAUUAACGUAUAACAAAAUAUACGCAACCCACUGUGUUUAAAAAGCAAAGGUAAACAAGUUAUGAUGCAUUUUCGUAUAAAAAUUAUAAAAGACAUUUUUAGCUGCUUAUUAUAAGUGUCAGAAUUGUGGGGCUAUUGCUCCCACGGGGUCUGUGAUGUGUUUAUAGUUUUAGCACCCCCCCCCCUCCCAAAGUCAGUCGUCUAGUUGAGCCUUUGGUUCUUAUCAGAGACGGAUCCAGGAGGUGUUAGGGUUAAAUUGAAAUAAGUCGUUAUUUGUAAACGGUAAAUUGACUGUUACAUUCGGAGAAAAUUGAAAUGCGUAACGUUUUGCUCUCUGAAAUAUUGUUCUCUCUUGAUUGUACCUAUAGGUACAAUUAUAAAGGUGUUUUUACUCUAAAACGAAAAUUAAGUGAGUUCUGUGUAGUCUGCUUAAGUAUCGUGGGUUUUUAAGACGGAAACAACAAAUGCACGAGUGUCAAUCCCAAGCCCGUAUACAGGGGUUAGAGGUUCAACCUCACCCCCCCUUCGAAAUUUUUAAAGUAGGUUUAUAUAUAUAUAUAUAUAUAUAUAUAUACUAUAAUAAAGACCAACUAUACAAGUUUACGUAUUAAAAAUAUUUUGACCAAUCCCCCUCCCCCCCACUCGAAAACUAAUCCUGAAUACGUGCUCGGUCAAUCCAUCUGGAUUAUACGUGUCUAUGAUACAUGACCACGUACACCGAAUGUGAAAUACAAAAAUGAUUCUAGUACGAAAUCUGAGUGAUUCUCAAGACAGUUUCCGAGCCUGCCCGAGUGAGAACGGGAAGAGGAAUGCGCGUGUUUGACCAUCAUAAUCCUGCGAACGGUGGUACCGAUUCGAUAGGCCCGUAAUAAUAUACGCCGCCGCCGGCGCAUCUGACGGUAACGCGCCGCCGCCGCCGCCGUAACCUGGGUCCAGUUAGGCCGCGAUAAUAUGCCGCGUCCGGGAAUAAUACGGUCGUGACCGGCGAGGCGCGAACGCAAUUACCCGCGGCCGCCCGCAGUAUUUCCCGGGCGCGCGGCAACCGCAUUACGCCGCCGCCGCCGCCGCGCCGGGCAAAGUCAAAUCGUACAUAAUACGGCGGUGGCGCACGACCGCAGGGUUCCCAUAAAUAUAUGUAUGCAAUGUCGUUGGCACGGUCGCCUCGCCGCCGCGACGGCGCGAUAUUAAUUACUGCGACGACCCGUCGGCCGCCGCGCGACCGGCCAACGCUCGGGCGUUGAUAAAAUUGAUUGAUCGAGUUUUCGACGGUCGCCGCGGUCGUACGACACGCGGCCGCAGAUAGGUAGAGACGGAGCGGAGCGAAUGAGAGCGAGACGCGGAGUGAGAGUGAACGAGCGAGAGUAGAAUAAAAAAAAAAAAUGAUCACGGUAAAUUAUAAUGUCCGCACUCGAACGAUAUUACGCGCGUGAUGUCGGACGAACAACAAUGUUACACGUACGGACGCGACUUCGGAUUUUUAACGACGCGAAAAACGAUCCGAAAAUACCCUGAAAAAAAAAAACAUAAAAAAAAAAAAAAAAACGUGUAAAAAAAACGGUUCAAAUGUUUUCUACAUUUGAAAUAAAAAUUUCACUCUUGAAGCAUCCGUUAUAAUUAUCGAGUUAUGCGAUUGGAAAACAUUCUUCGGUCUACCGCCCCUUCCAAAAAAGAAUCCGAGAAAUCAAUCCGGACCUCGUAUACAAUAACAUGCUGUAACAUUAAUUUAAACCCGGUGCGCACGAUGAUAAUAUGACAGUAUUGCAUAGUAAUUUGCGUUAUCCUUUCCGAAAAACCGCUUGGUAAAUAGAAAAUAUCCCUCGAUGGUUAAGCAAAAAACGACCACGGACCUGUCACGCGGAUUAUUGCGUGUCCAUUGUAAAAGCGUUAUCGCUGGAUUUCGGUCUACCGAACGUUGAACGUUAUCACUAUAGUUUCAUUAUCAAUAUCGGACAACUGGAUAGCGUAACGAAGUUAUUAUGACGCGAACUCGCAGAAAAAAAUACGAUAUUUUACGGUCGUUACGCGUCCCCGUAUAGCGUUCUCGUCUCCGAGCGAUAGGUAAUUCGAUAAAUCAUUUUGUCAACCGAACGCAAUAAUACUCGUCGUUUACAGAUGACGCGACGCGUAAUUUGCAUUCGUUUUUUUAUUUCUUCUUCGUCACUGUAAAUAUAAGAGGACUUCAUUGUGAUAUUUAAACGACGACGACGACGAUGGGUUGUGUAAAUGCGCAUUCAAAGUUCGACGCGGAUGUUCGUCAGAAGCGGUUUACUUUUGUAGGAAUCGCUUAUAAUAAUAUUUCAAUGGCAAUUACACUGCACGUAUGAUCUCUCAUGAAUAAUACCGCAGAUUUUUUAAAAAUUUGUGGAGCAGUUUAUUAUUAUCAUUUUUAUUUUUCUUCUCCGCGUUUUAGCUAAAGCGAAAUCAAUGAACAAAAAAUUAAUAAUAGUAUAUAGCUAAACAAAUUGAUACUGCUCGCGGUGUAGGACACUAUUGAAAUUGGGUCGAUGGAAAGGCGGAAUACAGGGGUUAAUUUAGUAUGUAUACUAAUAUGUAUAUAUCGUUUAGUAAAAAAACUAAACGAUAAAUCAAUCAAAACGAUUCUGAAUGGAGUAAUAUUAAUAUAUGUUAUAAAAUACUAUUAAAGUCGUAGUUAUUCGCCCCGUUUCCAAUGUUAUUGAACAUUCAACGAAAACGUCACAAAUAUAAAUAUGUCAUUUUCACACAUAUGUAUUGCCAUUUGUUGUUAGUUUUUUUGAAAUUCUAUAAAAUAACUGUUGUGAAUCUAGAUAUUUUAAUUGUUUUCAUACAAAGUACUACAGGUCGAAAAUUCCGCAUAUUUUAAGAUACGAUGCGAAUCGUUCCGAAAAAGAACUUGCGGGUGAAAUUUCGAAAAUGUCGAUAAACGUUUUCAAUAAAGUACCACCGAAUAGAAACGCCACAUAUUCUGAUAUAUAAACCUACCCGCCGUGGUAAAGACUCGCAGGUAAGAACGCGUUCUAUAGUUGAAAAUUAACAAUCGACCGUUUUGUGUAAAACGUUGCGAAACCGUUAUGGUAGUACCGGUGCUUGUGACAAGAACCAAUGUCAAAUUAAUUCGAUAGAAUAUUUUAUUUGUACACCGGCACUGGACGAGUGAUAAUAAACGCACCUAAAUCCGCAUCCGGGUAAUUUAUCAAGGUUAGUUGUACGUAUCGUUUAACCGCCGUGUAUCUAUACGAUAUUUUACACGGAGUCACGAUCGAAUUAUCAAUAUUAAAUUACAAACAAAUUUAAAAACGUUCUCCAUAAAUAACCGUGGCGAAUGUUGUUUUAUCGUGGAAGUCGUUUGAACAAAAAAAAAAAAAAUAAUAAUAAUAAUAAUUAAGUUAACGGAUUUUCGAUAUUUUUAUAGUGCCAUAAAAACGGCUCGAUAUGAUCAUAACAAUUUUGCGGACUUUUGUGAAGCCGAAAAAUGUGUAUCCGAAUAAAACGACGAGCUGAUCUUUAUGACGGGUGUGCCUUUGUUGAUGACGGGAAGUUGGGAAGGUAGGAUACAUAAAGUUAUACUCAACGAUAAUUUAUUGCAUAGUUCGGUUAAACAUAUUUUGAAAUAUCGUCGUUUUUUCGAUUCACGCGAAAACUUGAAGUUAAACGCUUACAUACAAAUUCUACAUUACGCUCAACUUAUUGUUACGGCGCUAACUAUAACGAUUUAUCUCGCGUGAAAUUGUCAAACGGUUUUGGUCGGCCGAAGGAAUAUUGCAUCCGCAUAAAAACAAAUAAAGGAAACUAAGGAAAAUUGGAAUGUGUCAAAUAGAUAACGCGAAUAAACGGCAGGAAAACCUAUUUAUAUCUAGACAGAACUAGCAUAAGUUUGUUUUUAUUGAAUUAAAAAACCAAUAUAUUGACAGUAACAGUCGUACGAUAACUUACUGUUAUCGUUAUCGAGGGAUAAUAUUCUCGGUUUUUCGAUAAUUUUUUUAAGAAAACAGAUUUCGCACAAAAUGUAUUAUCAUUAAGAGAAAACCGCAAGUGAAAUAUCAAAAAUAAAUCGCCUUUUACCCACGAUUUCAAGACGAAAUUCGCCACCGUAACCUCCCGCGAAGUAUCGACUCGGAGUAAAGACGAAAAGCUGUUCGCAUAGUUAUACAGAGACAUACGAAAAUAAUAACCGAGUAUAAUUAAUAUUAUGGCAACUCGUCGUUUGACCGAACCGGGAACGUUAUCGGCUGUCGUUCCCGCGAAUAUUUCGCACUAGUGACCGGAGUUAACCGCGCAGCGUUUCGAUAAUUGGGUCAAACGAUAAAUUCGCGUAGGUAACUGUUGAAAACGUGUGACGUAAUUAUUAUGUACCUACUUACAACAUUUCAAGACCAACGUUUUUUUUUUUUUUUUUUAUUUUUUUUUUUGCGGCGUGUUUGUCAUACGAUAUUGUUACCGAUAAAUUGCGCGCCACUUACACCUAAUUAAGUGAAAUGACUCGGUGCGCGCGAGAGACCGUUAAAAAAUCGACUUGUCCUCAUGUUCGACCGCUCUUCUCUUGUAACGUCGGCCGAGACGAGAGACACCUACACGCUAUUUAAUAUCAUUCUGACGACGCGUUCCCACGGACUAUUCCUGUUUUCAUCACCGAUUAAAAAACAUAAAUGCAUAUAUAUAAUGUAUGACAGUGCUAAAAAAAAAAUCACAAAUCACAGAGCUCUGCGCAAUAUUAUAUUUCACGGGCGAAUUGCAAAAAAUAACCGGUGCAGCUCCGUUCGAAAAAAAAACAUGAUAUUAUGAAACUGAUAUUGUUAUUUUUUAUUUUCGUAGGCCGACUCCGGUGGCGAUAAAAUAUUAGAAAAUUAAAUAAAAAAAAAAUAAAAAAAAAAAAAUGAAAAUCUACGCAUAUCUCCGCGAUAAAAUAAUAUACGAACAAAUGUUAUUUAAUUAAAUGUUCCGCGAUCGUAUUAUAUGAUAACGUUUUCUGUUUUUUUUUUUGGUUGUUUUUUUUUUUUCAUUAAAAAGAUUUGGCUGAACGAUAAAAUACAUAAAUGGUUCCGCGUUUGUUCAGUUCGAAAUGUAUCGUAUGUAGAAAAAAUAAAAAGUCACGUAUACUUAUCAGUUAUCAUAAUGUAUCGUUAUUAUUUAUUUAUGACGAAUAAACAUCGUUAUCGACAGAUAAGCUGUAAUAUUAUUAUCGUGGUAAAUACAAAACUAUACUGUAUGUGCAAUGCAAGACUUGGCGAAGUCAUAACGAACAGAAUCGGCUCAAUCAAGUUAAAUUAAUUUAAAAAAAUAGUUACCGAAAGUAUAAACAUGUUAAAAGUAAUUUUAUCUAGCUAGCCUAUUCACAAAAAUGUAUAUGUUAGUUUUCAAUUUUUAGAUUUUGAACUGAGCGACGAAUGGAUUGGUUUUACAAUGAUGUUUUUUUUUUUUUUUUUAUUGCGUUCAAAAAUUCUACCAGAAAUUUUGUUCCGAAUUAUCAAGUAUAGCACUUUUUCUCAAAGGGAAUUUUCCUGGGGUGGUACUUUAUAGAAGUUAUUUCUUGAUUUAUUCGGGGGUUUUCAUGAUAAACGGGAAAAACCGGAAAAAAACGUAGGUAAAAAAUAUCGUCAAAUCAAAACGAAGAAAUUUAUAGAGAUUUUAUACGAAUAGAUGUGCUCAGUAUAAGUCAUAGAAGCAAGGUUUACAAAUCGUUUUGCUCUUCAACGCUCGGUUUCCGAGUAAUAUUAUCAGUCUCGAUACUUUUUGAUUAGCCCUCGUAUAUUAUAUUUCCUUCAAUAUCCUACAUUCCCAACUUCUUACAUACAAGAGUGGUCCACCCAUCAUGGAAGUUUGUCCAUCUUUUUUAUUUUUAUUUUGCACACUUAUGUUAUUUUUAUAGUAAAAUGAAUCGGGAAUUCGUUAUUCUUAUUUUUUUUAAAUAUAAAAUUAUAUAACCUUUAUAUACUUAUUUUAAAUUCUGAAUUCAACGCACAUAAUUAAGUUCAGCAGCAAAACAAUUUUUAUUUAUAUAAUGGUAAAUAUAAAAUAAUUGGCGUAAAUGUGUUUUAAAUCUAAUAUUGUGUAAAUGGAAAGAAAUCGAAACGAUCUUAACGCGAUGCAAUUAAAAUAACUUGUUUUGUGUAUUUAGUUAAAGCAAACGAAAAAAUUCGAAUUAAAAGAUAAUUUAGUGAAAACAAUAGGAAAUGAAAAGAUUAAAAUUAAACCAAACUUAAUUUUUCUCCUCAACUAUUAUAUGCAAUGCAUAUUAUUAUAAUACAAUUUUUUUUUAAAAAAAAGAAAGUUAUUAGUUAAUUAAACAAAUAAAUUUCGCGUUUACCUACAUAGUGAAUCGGAUUCUUACUCGUUAUAAUAUCUCAGCGGGCACGCGGUUUUAUGUAAUAAUAAGGAAAUUGAAAUUCAUUUUUUGUUUUAUCGUGACGAUAUGAUAACGGCAAUGAAAGUUUGUACGGUACGGAAAUAUUAACAAUAUUACAAGGCGAUAAAUCUCCGCAGCAUAAAAAAUCGUACACCGAAUUUAAUACUCGUGUACCGUGAAAAUCUAAUAUGCGAGAGAAAUAAAUCAAAAUUGUUUGAUUUAUUAUUAUAGGCAAUGGAAUUAAAAUAACCGACGGACAUGCGAAUAUUGCGAUUUAUUUGGCUUACAAACGAGCGAUUUUUUUCCUACCAAUUUUUAGUGUUUUUUUUUUGAAACCUUUUUUCAAAAAAACGUCUCUAUUAUUAUUUCCACGUUUAAAACCGUAACCCAAUAAUAUUCUUUGGCCGAAGCUGAUUACUUAAUCAUCGCGUUUCCGUCGUAAAAACGUACCACGUUGUUUGCAAAUCGAAUCAUCGAAGUCAAUAUACCUCCCACAUUGAGCCCGACGCCAAAUCAAGUUUUUCUUUAACUUCUUGUAUAUACUUCACGAAUAUAAUUAUAAAACCAAUAUUAACUUAUGGUUUUGAAGUAGGAAUAAUUUAUGACGGUCCGGAUUGAAUAUAAAUUAUGAGAAAUUUUGAGGAUAUAGUACCUACCAAGAAGAAUACUUAGACCAGUACUAUAUAUAGCCGGUAUAAGAGAUAAACGCGAAAAUAAAGGAAAUUACCAAAGUAUUUUAUAUAGCAAAGUAAUACAUUAUUUUAUACAUUUCGAGCAUUUUAAACUAUUAUCACAUAAAUCGUUUUCGUCGUCACUUUACUGCGGUAGACGUAUAAAAAUAUCACAAAAGUUCCUACAAUUUUAAAAUAGGACCCAACUCGCAGACAAAUCCACUACGUAUAAUAGGCAGCAUUGUAUUUUUGUUCCUUUUGAAAAUUACGUUUAUCCAACGCAUAAUAUUACGACGUAGGUAUACAUAAAAGAUAUAUUUUUUUUUCAUGUUAAUACAUAAAGAGACUUUUAAGUAUACAAUUUACAAGUAGUAAGCAUGUUAGCGUUAUUUUCGCGUCAUGCCCGCAGAGGUGUAAAAAAGAUUUUCAAACGAUGUGAACCGAAAUGCGUGACCCCGCAAUCCUUCCGGUACAGUUAACAAGAACUGUAAGUCAAUUAAAACCGCGAAUACCUAUAGUGCCUUGGUAGUCAAAAGUUCAAAACGCGCGCAUUGAAAUUCGAUGAACCGAAUAAAACACGCGUACAUCGCAGUGAUGUGUGAAAAAAUUAAAGGAAAUGUACAAUUAUUUGAAAUAAUUACAUUUUAUAGACGAUAAGAAAAUGCUUAGGCUUUGUAGGAUACUGAUUUUUAUAAAACGUUCUAGCUAAGACAAAAUAUUGAUCGAAGUACAAAACUCAUAAUAUAAUAUACGCGUGAGACGAUUGCAAUGGGCUUGACACGCGCUUGCGUAUGCAUGAGCCAGAAUGACCAGUGAUGAAAUUGGUGAUGGAGUGGAAUCCGUUUGGAAAAAAACUUCUAGAAAGGUCCGGAAAACGGUAGAAAAAAAUAAAUAAAGGAUGUGAAAUUGUUAUUCUAUGGCGGUUCAAAAUGGACAGAAACAGUAAUGGAUAUAGAUAAUGACGGAGGGUUGGACGUGAGAUGUGAUGGUCUUUAGAGGCCUAGGAACUGAAUGAGAAGAAAAAAGAAGAAAAAUGAUUUUAAAACGAACAAAAAACGUUGAAAUCGAGCGACGACAGUCUAUUAAAUCUUAUAUAUAUUUUCAUUUGUGCGAUAUUUAAUUAAACAUUAACAACAGCUUUGCUGUUAUAAACGAACAAACAAUGCCAUUUUUUAAUAUUAUUAUUGUACAGAACCUUGGGCUACUUUUUUUUGACCGUAGUUAUACAAAACAGACGAUAUUAUAAUAAUAUUAGUGUAUCAGUAUAUUAUACACAUAUGCUAAUUAUUUCUCGCGGUGUUAUUGAUAUAUUUUUAAAAACUAUUUAUCUAUUUUAAAUGGCCGAUAGCCUUGGUUUUCGAUAUAUUAUAUUAUUUAUUCUGUACACUGAAUAGAUGACUAAACAUAUUUCAUGUACGAGAAUAGAAUAACCCUAAGAUUUUUACGAAAAUUUCGUUUAUUUUGUUUUCGCGAGCUUGGUAGAAAUAAUAUACGGUUCUAUUGAAAGCGGGGUACGUAUUUGUUAAUCGAAGAGUAAAACAAUGCAAUACCUACUCGUCGCGAUGGCUCAUUCGAAUAAUGUAGAAAACCAGCCCACCAGACUAUUCUAACCAGCAUAAGACACUAGCUCUAUUUUCAUUUUCUAAUUUUUAAUAACAUGUUACGUGAAUACAGAUUACGCGGAAACCAGACAGAAAAAACAAAUAUCCCGAGAAAAACUGAAACAGCGGUGAAGUGACCAUCUCAAACUCCCGGAAAUAAGAGAUGGACAACAACUAAGAGGACUCGGGGGCACGAAGAGAUGUAAUAUAGAAAUAAGCAUAAAUUAAUAACAAUAUCAAUCUAUUAUAAUACAACGUUAUGCCUUGUUUUGCUAAAUUGUUAACGUUACAGUUAUACGCGAAAAAUAUUACAAAAUAAUGUUGAUUUCCUUAUUAAAAUGUACACAGGAGUUUUGCUAAUCCAACGAAUUAUUAUAGACGUAUUAUCUUAUGGUCAAGGGAAAUAAUAAUCGAGAGAUUUAAAUUGAAUUUAAUAAAAACCACGUAUUCGUUAAAUUGUUAUGCGUUAAUUUUUGUUGUGGAAUUUAGAAGUAAAUUUUGAAUAAAAGCAACCCAGCAAAGUUAAAAGUUGCAAUUUUUUGAAUAAGUGAUGCGUAUAAAUUCAAAAAACUUCCUAACGAUUACCGGCCAUAUUUUGGUUUUCAUAUAAUAUUAAACAAACAAUACUGAAAUGUCAACCAUUUAAUAAAAUACGUUCAAUAAUUAUUUAGGUCUAUGGAGAAUUUGCAAACGGAGACGUUGAACUUAUAAUUUUGAUGCUUUUCUAAGGCAAUACGUUACGUUAUACAAAAUAAAACCAAGGGAAUUGGUAGGGCAAAGGACACGUAGCUUUAAAAAAAAAACGAAAUAUGCUUGCACUUAUGUACUAAAAAUAGGUUCUAAAAACAAACGAAUAUACUUCGCACGAUGGGUGGAUCACUUUUGUAGGUGAGAAUUUGGAUGGUAAAGUGGAAAUUGAAUAUAUAUCUGUACGCAACGAUUUUCCAUUGCUGACGAAAAUCGACUCUGAGCCGGACUCGGUUAUACACGUAUUCAAAGGCUGUUAUAUUUACGAUUUGAAUCAAAUAUAUUGAUCAAAUUUAAUAAGUGAACAAACAUCAUUGUAAAACCAAUAUAUUUAUUCCUCGUUUCACUCAGAAUCUAUAAUUUAGAUGAAAAAUAUUUUUUUAUUAAUUUGAUUAUAGUAUGGUAUAUAAAUUAAUUAGAUUGAUAAUUAUUUUUCUUGUUUUCCAUUUUUUAAAUUAAACCGUUAAUAAUAGAUUUUAAAUUCUAAGCGGAGCGUGGAAUGUGUUGGUUUUACAUUGAUGUUUAUUUUUAAUUCUUUUUUCUGUGAACCACUUUUCUACCAGAAAUUUUGUUUCGAUUUUCAAGUGUAGCAAUUUUUCUGAAAGUAAAUCUAACUGGGAUGGUACUUUAAGGAAGUUAUAUUUUGCUUUUCUCAUGGAUUUUCAUAAUAAAUGGGAAAAAUCGGGAAAAAACUGGAAAAUUUACGGAAUUUAUUAUUUUCAAAUCGUAAAUUUUACGGCCUUUCAAAAAUGGUAUAACCAAACUCCGCUCAGGAUCGUUUUUCGUUUUGACCGCGCAAAGUUAAUAUGCGAAUACUGGAAUUCCUCUGCCUACUUAUUAGGUAUGUAUGUAAGAAAAAAAACAAAAUUUUAAUAACAAUAAUUAAUAACUGGUCGCCAUAUCAACCCAAUCGAAAUCAACUAAACAUUUUAACUUUAUUAACUCGUCGAUAGCCUUGCCGUUAAUAAUAGCUAAUAUUACAUAUAGUACUAUAUACAGAUAUUUCUAAACUAGAAAUAAUAUAGACCAAGACCAAUGCGGUCCAGACUUCAAUGCGCGCGCGCUCGUAUCGCUGACGAAAACAAAAUGUCGACUUUUACACACGACUUAAUAAUAAUGACGUGUGCGUAUUAUACCUGUCUAAUAUAAUACAGGUAGCUGCAAUCUAUAUUCAACAGCUAUAAUAAUAAUAAUAAUAAUUGCUUUUUUUUUUUUUAUGUCGAUAGGUCGUCGAUUCUGCUACUUACAUGUUUCGCUGAUUAUGGUUUACGACCUUCGGCGAUGUCGGGGUUUUUUUCUUUAUUAUUAUUAUUAUUAUUAUUAUUAUGUUCGAUCUAAUGAAGUGAUAUAACUUAAAAGAUGAAAAAAAAAAAAAAAAAAAAAUAAAACGAAAGAUUCGAAAGAAGCACGGCGCGAUCGAGAGUGAAAAUGACGCAUAUGUCUGAUAUCUGUCGCUCGUCCAUUAGGUCAGAAACUAUGAUUUUUUUUUCCGUUUCGUCAUCUACGCGCGCGCGAUGUAAAUGCAAUUCAUAAACACGCCGUGCGAAUAUUAUACACUUAUAUAGUACGUACCUACGCACAGAAAUUCGCAUAAUAUGUUUUUUAAUAAUAUAUAUUAUGUACGAUUUCGGGUCCGCGAACCGAUUUUCGAGAGAGACAAAUAAAGGUCAUGCGUCGUUAAUAAUAUUAUUUUAAAUGGGUACGCGCUGUCCGACCUUGCGGGUAUUACACCGGGUGGAUUAUUAAUGGCGACUUAACCGCGCAACGUACACCGGGGCAACGUAUUACAAUACACUCGACACAGAGGUGUUUUACUUUUUUCUUUCCCGUCGCCCGAAAAUUUCGUUUAACACUUGCAAUAGUAAUACGGUAUCCGGUUAAACAUGACCCCCCCCUCCGAAAUUUGGUCAGAAGAUAAAACAAAUUAUUAUAGAUAAUGUGGGUGGCGAUUGUGUUUUUUUUUACAGACAUAAAACAUGUAUAGGUACAAUAAAUAUUGUGAACAAACAGUGAUAGUUUUUUUUUUUCGGUACCGGUGAUAUUGUCUACAAAAUCCUAAAUAUUAUUAUCCGCUAUCGUAACUCGCUCAAAAUAAUCUCACUGUCUCUUGUAUAGCUGCAGAUAUCACAGUUGUAUCGUUAUCGUAAAAAUGAUUAAUUUAGUGAUGAUAUUUGUAAGCAGAGAAAAUCUCAAUUUUACACGCUAUUUGCGUGUAUUUUGUUUCGAUAAAAUACCGAUAGCUGUACCAUAGUUUCAUACAAUUUAAUUUUGUACAAAUUUAAAUUGUUAGUUUAAUUCCCAACAUUUUCGAAUUUCUGAAAUGGCUUAGAUACAUAUUGGUCCCAAGAAAAAAGGGCUCAAUAUUCAAUAUUUUAUAGUUUUCAAUACAUGCGAAUUACAUUUUGGAAAAACAUUUACUUUUACAAUUAAAGUUAAUUAUCAAUACACUACACACAUUCAUUUUUAUUAUUAUUUUAACUCAAAUUGAUUCUAAAAAAAUAAUACUUGACUCGAUUUUACUAGAUUUAAAAUAACCAAAACUACCCUACCCUAAAAUUACAUAAAACAAAAUUAUUUUGAAAUAAAAAAUUGACUUUAGCCCUUCAUCCCUAGAACUGAAGAUAUCAUUCUGUAUCAAUCGUAAUCAAACAUGGUAUAUUUACACUGCAUAAAAGAUGCGGAUAGUUCGUCUGAUGGUACAUUAUUUGAAAAAUAUUUCGAAAUUCCCAAUAUUUUUUCAAGAAAUUUCUGUUCGUGUUUUUUUUUUUUUAACUUUUAGGUUACUAAAAUUGCUUCAAUUUUUUAAAUUAAAAGACAGGAAAUUUUCGGCUAGAAGUAAUUUAUUUGAAGUCAAAUGUAUUUAAAUAUUAUCGAUUUACCCAUAGGUAUUUUUUUUUUUAUAUUAGCAACAAAUAAAGAAAGACUAAUUACUGACUACAUUGCUCCACUCAGAAUCGUUUUUACGUUUUUAAUGAUUUAUCAUCGCAUACAGCACAGCAACUAAAUUUCCCUAUAUUAUAUUAUUAUAGCUACCUUCCAAACUACACACACCUAUAACAGUGGCCUGUUCACGGUGCGAAUUAUGUCCAUAUGUUAUGAAUUAUAAUUUGCAUAAAAAGCAAAUAUUAUCGAGAAAAAAUCAACCCUUGGAGGAGUAAGAAAAACGCGUGAAAUUGGGUUUUUACUUUUAUUAUUUUUUUCAUUGGAGUCUAGUCGUUUUAUUUGAAAAUAUUGUGUUUAACAUACUACCGAUAGCCCGUAUAAUGGCGUAUAUAAUAUUAUUAUAGUUUUCGGUUCGGCUCACGUGUGCAGUUAACGGUUUUUACAAAACGCAUGCAUCCGAGUCGUAACUCGCGAUUAUAAUAUUACAAUACGACCAUUUCGGGUUUACCGAUUUAAUAAUAUAUUUUUGUACUAGAAGAACGAUAAAGUUCGAGGGAUUACGCGAAUGAGUAUGCACAGUAUGUUAUUGGUGCGUGUGUUUCAUAAACUAUACUGUAAUGUCUACGCCGUUUUAAAACGUGAGUAAACGUUCCACGUUCGCGUGCGGCAAUAAUAAAAUAUAAAAAACAAAUUAUUGUUCAUACAAUGGAAUCCGCCGCUUAAAAAAAUAUGUAAAAACAAUAUGUUCUCCGCCGUAUCGAAACUAAGUAUGAAUUUAAAAAAAAAAAUGUUAAAAACUUGGUAAUAAUUUCGAAAAUUGAUGUUGAUUAACUGUAAUUUAAUUCGAAAAAGAUGAUUUUAUAUCAUCGAAAUAAGGAAUAAAUCAUCGUACAUCUAUCAAAACAACGUACUCGGGGUAUAUUAUUGUAUCAUUCAAAGUGCAUUUUCGUUGUUCCGUGUUUUUGAAGCCAAGAAGAAAUCAGUAUUAUGUAUACUGUUCCAGAUACAUCGUAUUUAUACCUUAUUUUUAAAAACCAUUACACGGACUUGCCACUGAUGGAUGAGAUUUUUCGUUAAUGGAUACAUUUUAAUAUUGAAUCACUCUCGAGUUAAAAUUAAACGGACAAAAAAUAGAUAACAUGUUGAGCAUUCGUCAUAAUUCCAUUUUAUCUUAUUGUAAGAUAACAUUGUUAUAUAACAAUAAUCCUUAUGCAUUUUAAAGCAAUAAUAAAUCAAGGUACCUAUUCCAAAAAUGAAUCAGAAAAACUUGCUCAUCAGUUCGAAUAUAAAAGUGUUAGUAAAUAUUUUCUAAAUGUACUGAAUACAAUGAAUAAAAUAGGUAAUUAUUGCGUUUGAAUUACUAAAUUGAUUUAAAUUAACAAAGUUUAGGCCUGGAAAUUUAAAUAAAAAAAAAGUUAAUAUUUUUACAGUUAUGUUUUUUUUUUCAAAUCGAAAAAAACUUUAUUGAUUAGUAAAAAUACUCAGAUUUUCUCAUGCGGUAUCUAAAAAGAUGGGCAUUUUCACUUGAUGAUACUCUACUAGAAAGAUUUGUAGAUUCCCGACAGUUUUUCGACAUUUUUUUUUUUAAACCGUCAACAAAUAUAGCGAUGCAUCUGAUUCGGUACUGUUGAUUUCUGUACCGUUACUUUGGCUACAAUGGAAAAAACCACGAAUAAUACUAAAUAAUCAUUUACCGAGCUGAGAAUUGUUGUUUGAUUGCGACGAUUUAACUUUGAUUUCAGCGUUAGACUAAUUAAUAAUAUUAUAACAAUAUUUCCUAUCACAAUACAUACAAACGCCGCCUACUCGCGGUUCGAAGUAGGUUAUAUGUUCGUCUUCUAUACAUAUUUAUUGUUUUUAAACUCAUAUACAUUUAGUUAUAAUUAAUAUUUGUGAAAAUAUACAUAACCAAUUGUUAAAUUAUGUAUAUUUUUUAAACUAAUCGUGAGCAAACAUUUUUUUCGCCGCGUUCGUAUUUAUUAUAGCCUGAAGUCGUGUCGGUUCGACACGUCGAAUCGAUUGGCAUACUGCGUACGAGUGCGUCUAUGUGGUUAAAUUUCAAAACUAUUAUUCGUUAUUAACAUUCAAGUGCGUUCUGGGGAUUUAUUGUUCUUGUCGUCGCUUAACAAUAAUAUCAGUAUGUGCUAUUUGUCGGCGUUUUAAAUGUUUUAUUACAUUUGUUUAAAGUUAAUACUGCUCACGGCUUGGUCACUGCAGUUAUAGCCUUACAGGUGGGUAUAAUCGCUAAGAUAGGAUAUACGGGGGUUAUCCCACGAAAAUUAUUGCGUAAAUUCUGUUUUUUUUUUUUUUUUAUAUACAUUUAAAUAAUGAACAUUGUUGUUAUUAUAUUCAUUCAAAAGCAGGGUUCGAUUACCUAUUUUGAUUAUCUAGAGAACUAUCCCAAUGGGUAUACCUCCGUGGAGCACCUUGUACAAGGUAAUUUAGUUUAUUUUCUAUAAAAAUAUUUGAUGAAUCAUUUUAAACCAAAAAAAAAAAAAAAAACGACUUAUUACAAAGUAGUAUGAGUCGUGUUUUUGUCCAAAAUUACUCAGAAAUCUAAACAAAGAACAAAAAAAAAAAAAAACUAACAUAAUUCUGGUGGUGAAAUACUGAAAAUGUCGAUAAAUGUUUUAAAUUAAAUACCGCCGGGCAGAAACAACGCGUUUUUUGAGGUAUAGUGUGAAACAAACGGAACAAAACCAGCAAAAAGUGUUUGAAAAUACAAUAAACACGAAAAGCGACUUUUCGGGAAAAAUAUUGAAAAUGUUUUCGCAUAAAAUACCGAUGAGCGAAAACUCCGGACAUUUUAUGGUGCGCCGUGAAUAAAUCUGAGCAUUUUUACUAACCGGUACGCAUGUUUUCCGAAGGGGGGAUGGGGAAGUUCGCACAUCUUCGGAAAUCUCGGUCGUUAUACUCGGAAUCUAAAAUAAUAUUACGACGCGUUGUUUUUAUCGCACUCGUCACGGGUGACCGUCAUUGUCAUAAUAUGAUAUUAUGGAAAACUCUCGCGGCCACAACUAUGUGAGUGUUUGAUGCCUGUGCACGGGCGUACCGCGUUCACCACGAGUAACGCGAAAGUAUAAUAGGUGCAUUUUUAGUAAAAGUGAUGUUAAUGUCAAGGUCGAGGUCGUGAAAAUAAUAUUAUCCCGGAGGGGAAAGCGAGAAAACAAAAAUAUAAUAAUGGUUAUGUUAUGUCGACGGCGGCGGCGGUGAUCAUAGAAAAAUAAAAAAAUUGCUUAAAAAAAAAAAAAUGAUGACUUGUAACUCCGCGUAUGGGUACCUACCUACCUAUACAUAAAAUAAUAAUAACUCGUUUAUAUUAUAAAAAUCGAGCGGCGGCAGUUUGGUCACAAUCUAAUCAAUUUGCGAUUAAUUACUGAUUAUAUUAUUAUCGUCGUAUCGAGGAUAAGGACUCGGAUCUUUAGCCCCGAACCGCAACAGUAAUAAUAUAAUGGACAAGGGUAAACGCUGCAAAAGAGUGCACAGAAUAAAAAUGUUAAUGUCCUUCGUCGACGGUUACGACGUGUGCACAGUAAUUAUUUUUACAUAUACACUAUACUCUUUUGAUCUAAAAAAUAUCGUAAACAUUACAUUAUUAUUUUUUUUUUAAUAAUCGUUUUUUUUUCAGUCACCCAACUAAGGGUUUUUUUUGGGUGUCCGGCUACACCGAUAAAUCGUAUUUACGGAAAACGCAUUUAUAGGGAAAAAAAAAUUCCUAUUUAUUUGUAAUUUGGAGGAUUUUAAUUAAACCGAUACCUUCCUCGAAAAAACCCAAGUAAACCUCCAGUACUUAUCGAACUAUUUAAGAAGAUCGUAUAACUAUUUAAGAAGAUAUACGAGCUUUGUUGUGGCGUUUGGAGUCUAGUAUAAUAUUCACGGGCGUUCUUACGACAGGAUUUGGAGGAUGGAUUUCUCCAUAACGUUUUUGCUUUUUUGUAUUUUUUUUUUUGUUCAUUAGGUAUCAGGUAUUGUUAUACUAUUAUUAUCAUUUUUUUGUUGUAACGACAUCACGCAUAACUGAUAUUUAAUAGUAAUUGAUAAACCAUGUUUCACUUUUUAUCAUUUUCUACAUUAACAAUAUGUGUCGUAGUAAUAAUAUACGUAACACAUAAUAAUUAAUAACAACAAGUAGGUAAGUGGUAACAUAGAACAAAUGAUAUUUCAUCUAUUCUAUGGUGUUAAUAUUGAUUAAACAUAAUUAAUAACUACGUUCAACAUUUUCAACUAGUUGUCAUAAAAAAUCUAAGGAAUUCGAUGACGUAAUCGAUAAAAUAAUGAAUAAGGGGACAUUAUUUUUCUUAAUUUUAUGAAAUUUAUACCACCGUCUCAGUGGGUCAACAUUACUGUUAGUCCUCCAUUAAUACUGAAGAAUUUCUUGAUACCUUGGCUCGAACAUCAAGAAAAAUAGAUAGGUCUUAUUUCGUAAAUGUAUGCACUAAAAGAAAAUAGUUUAAAUAUUAAGUAUGGUAAUAACUAUAUAUUUGGUAUGUAUUAAAAUUUAAUGUAACUUGUAAUUUUAUUGCGGUUACUUAUUUUACAUGCUUUGUAAAUUUCUUCGUGAAUUUUCUAUACAAAGGAAAGAGAAUCUAAAAUAAAAUCUCCGUGAGAUAAACGGGAAUAAUACAAUUAUACAACUGUUAUUUAAUGAGAAAAAAAAAAUCUUAGCGAUCUAAAAUAAUGAAAUUUUCAAAAUGUAUUUUGGGUCUUUUGAGUUUUUUUUUUCAAUUUACAGGAAUAUAAUAUUUUUUCGGACCUUGCAAAAACGCUCGAAAAUGUUGAAAGAACGUAAGUAUUAAGGCAGUAAAUUUUUCUUAUGGAAGUAUAGGACGUAUCAUAGAAAAUCAGUAAAAACAUAUCAACGUUUACAGAACUAGAACGAAACUCGUAAAAAUCACGAACAAGAUAGUAAUACAUUAUUAUUUAGAGUUGAAUACUAUAUAAAACAUUACGUUCAAUUUAAAUCUAGAAAAAAACCCAAACUCUGUUCAGAAUCGUAUUUCGAUUGUAGCGAUUCGCGAGAUUUAAACUAAAUUACCUUACGAUAGUAUUAUUGUAUCCUAUAAUAUACAAGGCACUACAUUUCGGACUUUACAACAACUAAUGCAGGCUUACUCGUUCAUAGGCAGUCGUUUCGUUUCAUUAAUUAUUAUUGUUUUCUCGACUUUUCUCCGGGUCCGGGUUAAAACGGGUCGAACGCAAUAAAUGAUGCAAUAUACGCAGGGCGUUAGUGGGAAAUCGAAGAAAAAAAAAUACGGUUCGAGGACAUGCCGGCCGCACAAUGCGUGUGAUACCGAUUAUUAUUGUUGUUUUUUUUUAUUUUUUAUAUUGGUGUUUAAUUGGUGCGGUUUAAUGCAACGACGCCGGUAUAUAAAUUUAGGUAUACCGAUAUUCAUAUAAUAAUAUGAUGAGGUUCAAGGCUCGUGAUACCGGAAAUUUCGUAACACCGGACCUACGAUUUAUACGUAUCGAUACGUUUCGGAUAAGGAGAAAAAAAAUCGUACACAGAAACCGCGACUGUUAUUUUAGGUAUAUACCAUUAACCGAGUACGUACACAGGAUACAGAGUGAUCGACAUAACGUAAAACGCUCAUUAUCUCGGAAAUUAUUGACUUUUUCGUGAAAUUUGUUUCAUAUACGAUUAAUGAAACACGUCAUGCAGCUCUACAAUAUGUUUGUUUUUUGUCAUACUUAUACACUUAUUUUUCAGGGCGAAACAACUGCAUACUUUUGAUUUUCAAACAGUGACUCAAAUUAAAAGUUCCAUAAAUUCGCGGAGGUUUAGACAAAUGUCGGCGUUGACAUUUUCCGUCAAUCCACUGAGGGUAUAUUUCCACUUUGAGUUUGACGUUUUAUGAGUAUAGUGGAGCACUUUAACAUUCAAACGCCACGAGCCGAACAGCCGUACAAAAUAAUGAAGUUCCACGAUGAUAUUCUCUUCCGACGCAAGAACCGUCAAACUUAAAAAUAAAAUAUCACGUAAACGGAUUGACGAAAAUUGAAAACCUGAACUCCAACAUUUUUUUAAACUAAAACUCCGUCUAUCUAAUUCUGGAUUUUCGGAAAUCGAAAGUAGACAUUUAGCACUCGAAAAAAAAAGGCGUUAAAAAAUAACGGUAAUUUUAGAGCCGUUCGUUUUAUAAUACGAAUUCCGAAAAAAAAAAAAAAAAAAAAAAAAGAAAAGCUAAUUGCGUUUCGAAAUAAAAAGCGUCUUACGUUGACUGCCCUGUAUACCUGUAAACGGCCGUGCGUUACGUAUGCAUUGCGAAUAUCGUAUAAUAUUCUCGAAUAUUUACGAAUAUGUAUGUACAUGUAAUUAUUAAAAUAGUCGUCCGGUAAAAAGAUAUCAAAACAAAUAAUAUAGUCUCGCGCAAACCGAGAACGUUCGAACGCCGCAGAUCAAAUUGACCGCAGCGAUGUAUGAUAUUAUUAUAUUAUAAUCAUAACCUCGAAAUCCACUUUGAAAUUACUGCAAUAAUAUUAUAUAAUUAAUAAUAAUAUAAUUUAAAUGUACCUACCAUUUUUUUUUUCAAUUAUAAUUGCAUAGCACGUACGUGUAUGCAUUUUACGAAAUUAAUAUCCAGUUUAUGAAAAAAAAAAAAAAAAAAAAAAUUACUUCCCGUACACACGGAGAUCAUCAUCAUUAUCAUCAUCAUCGUUAAAAUAAUGUUUACCAUUUAUCGCGUUAAAUGAAAUACGUGUAAUAGAUACUUGUUAAUAAUAUUAUACAGGUAGGUAUUGUAGAAAUGAUUCAUAUUUAUUUUUAAAUCCAAUUAUUUAUAUGUUUUUUUUUUUUUUUUUGUUUAUAACCGUGAAAACGAUCUGUUUAAAAUUGCAAUAAUUAUAUAUUGGUAUUGGGCGAUUUUUGUUUUACAUGUAUGUACAAAUUGUUCAGGCAUUCGCGUGUAACGUACCUAUACGUAUACGUGUAAUUAUGAGAACAGGAUCAUGACUCAUAAUUACGAUUUUGUUAUAUAAUUCAGCGGCUCUGCAGCAGACACGAUCGAAAUUAUAUUCCGACACAAUGUGCACACGGUUUUUUUUAAUAUUCAUUAGUGAUGGCGAUACUAAUUAUCGUUAUAAAUUAUAUUAAUUAAUACAUUAAUUUAUGUAUUAUUUAUAUAUUAAAUUAUAAUUAAUUAAUUAUACUAAUUUUAUUAAAACGGAGUUUUAUAUGAUAGAACGCGAUGGAAAAAAAACAAACAUUAAUCGUUGGCUCGCGAUAAAAAAAAUUCUUGCUUUUUCCUUCCAUUUUUCAAACGUAUAUUUUAUUCGGUUUUUAAUGCGCGUUUUUUCUCUAACUGAUUUAACGUCGAUGCCGCCGUUUCAUUAUUUAGCGAGAUAUUCAGAAAGUCGAAAAAGUGCCAUUAAAUAUAAUUAACUUAAAACGUCGUCACCCAAAACAAUAUUAUUAUCGCUUGAAUCCCAGACAGCGUUUUUUUUUUCGUCCUCAGAUUCCGCAGGUGAUUCGAUCGCGGUUAAAAUAAUCGACAUCUUUAUUUUGAAAAAAAAAAAAAAAAACUUUAAACAUUUCAUUGUAGUCAGAAACCAAUAUGCGAAACAUAAAUUACUCGUGGUGUCUUAUAAAAAUAUAAUAAUAAUAAAAAUAACGUUAAAGGUGCACAUUUCGUGCGCCUAACAAACUGCGUUGGCUUCCUCGUUCCGCUCGCGGAGUCUCGAUAUACGGAUAAAAAAAAAAAAAUGGUCGGAAAGAGAGGUCGGGUGAAAUUUUUUUUUUACCAGACUCGUUAUAUUACUAUUCACUAUCGGUUAUUAUAUUAUAUUAUAUGUAACAUAAAUAUGUAUAGUUGCAGCUUUCUAUAUACCUACACGUGAGUACCAAACGAGAUGGCUGUUUAAGCGGCGAUGCAGUAUAAUAUUUUAUAUAUGUUAUGCGAUGCAGUUGCUCCCAUUUCAUAUAUUACAUUUUUUGACGAUAAAAAAAAAAAAAAAUACCCGUAUAACAGUUGAGUUCCGUUACUAGAGUCAAAUUUCUCUCCUCCCCCGUCUUUUUCUUGUAAAAUAACGAAUAACCGAAUACUAUCGUACAAUAAUGCAAUACCAUGUACCGCGGUCUCAGACGAUAAGGUCAGGGACACAAGGCCUAUCAAAUGUUGUCGCUUAGACAUGCAGUUUUAGUACCCACCUAUUUUAUCCGUUGUUUCAAUAGCGCGACGAGCGUGAAUUUGUACAUUUUGUGGUUGUAUUGAAAAAUCAUACCCAAUCAUAAUUAAUCGAAAUUAAAUAAAUUAAUAAUUAUAAUGUUAUAUAUUUAAAAACACAACAUUGAAUUGAACACAAAAUUCGUAUAUUUUCGACGUUUAAAUAUAUUUCGAUAAAGUUCAGCAAUAAUGGAAGCCGUGAUGGCUCGUUUGGUAUCAUACGUUUAUUUGUUUCCGCGUUGGUUUUAUACUUUGCACAACAAUAGAUAUCACUUACACCUUAUCGCUACUGCGGCCACGUGACAAGACGCUAUUCUCUGAUUGGUCAAUGUUCAAAUCCAACAAGGAACCAAACAAGGAAAAUAGGACAUGUUCUAUCACGAAAUUCAGCGCGCGAUCGCGCAGUGAACCAAUUACGAGAUCCAUCACAGCAUCCAGCAGGCAAUUUACAGUAAAAUAAGCGUUAUGUGCGGUGGGUUUAAGACCGUACUAUUUACUAUAACAUAGUACAAUACUAUAGUUAUAUUGUAUAUCAAAUACUUCAAAAAAUAUGAUUUAUCAUAAAAACAGUGAGAACACAUCCUUGGUGCUAACUUCAUGCAUGUACAACAUGUUUUCGUCUCCAUGGAUUCGUUUUGGACGGAUAUGUAUUGGGUUAUCCAACAGUUCAACAUUAACACAAUGCAACUGAAUAGUGAUAUUCAUAUUGAAAUUCAACGAAACUUUUAUUAUUUUAAUCGGUUUAUAAAAUAAUUCUAAUUCCCGAGUUUGAGUUCAUAGGAUCGACCACAGAGCAAUGCUAAAAGUUAAGCACAAGUAGGUAGCGAGAUAAAGAUAAACACUUACGGUGCAAACGCCUAUAUGUCCGUGCAAAAUUCGACCGAAAAUCGUAUGUAAAUCAAGAUUUUACCACCCCGCUUGUCGUUUCGGAUUUUUAUUCAUUUAAUUUUUUUCAUUCCCUGUUUUUAUCGGAUAUUUUACGACGUAUUAUAAUAAUAAAACAUUCGACUUAUGCAUGCAUACAUUGUCUUUGUGUGACCGAACGUUAUACCAAAAAAGGAUCGACCCGGCCGUAGGUAAUGAUAUUAAUAUUAUAAUAAUAAUUAUUGUAUUAUAUACAAAAUACAAAGGACGUAUAGGUGCCUAUAUACACUUAGGUUCAAGGACUCGGAGGUUGCGCGGGACGCAAUAUUCGAAAUAACCGUGUGCGUAAGACAUUUAUAAUAUUAUAAUAUUAUAUUUCUGCGGCGAGGAUAUUAUUAUAAUAAUAAUGUGAGCUGCAGCUGUUGUCGAGUCGGUUAUAAAAAACAUAUUGUAAUAACAAGUACGCUAUUUUCAGCCACGUGCACCUCUAUUCGAUCGCGUACGUAUACAUACCUAGGUACCGCGACCCGUUGACCUAUGAUCAAACGCUCGUUUCGCGUUUAAACGUUAAUUAUACAAAUAUCAUACUAACAAGCUGUAGGCAUAGGCAAUUCGAGUCGAGUCCGUAGGUUUGUCGACGGUACUUUGUUGAAUGGGGGGGGGGAAUAGGGGUGGGGUCAUUUUCACGUGCCGCCCAACAGGCCUUACUAUUAUAGCAGGUACAUUUUCGCCGUCGUUAUUCUGACUGAAAUGCACGAAUCGACAAAAAAAUUCGAAUAUUUUUUUAACAUUUUAUCACGUCUAGAAAAAGCUAGUAUCAUACGUAUUUCGCUCAAAUUGUCCGUCCCUACAAUUAUUUUUAACCAAAUUAAAAAAAAAAAGCUAUCCUAGGAUUAUAGGGACUGGUACAUUCACUGUUGUAGGUGGAAAGUUGGGAAGGUAGGAUACAGAAAUGAAUUUAAUGUACAUUUGUAAGCAACGAUAAACUAUUGUUAACGAAAAAACGAUUCUGAGCAGAAUUCAGUCGAUAGUGAUACGUGAAUAUAGAAUAAAAAAAUAUAAUAUAAAGGUUAUUGGUUAAAAAAAUAUAUUGAAAUCGUUAAUUAUUUUAUUUUAAUAUAACUUGGUCUAUAGUAAUGGUUUUUCAACAAUAUGCAUUUCCAAGACAACAAUAAUUGUUUAAAAAAGAAUAUUUUUAAAUAAUAAAAACUUAAAAAUUUCAAAAAAUAAAUAAAAACGGUUGCCAAUGACAAUCUUGUUUAUAAACUUUUAAACUUUUUUAACGCAAAGAACCAGGUUUUUCUCACUAUCUUAAAUGUUAAUGAGAAUUUAAAAAUAUGACCGCUUUAAAGUACCACCCAGAGGACAUUUACUUUCAGAAAAGGUGCUAUACUUAAUAUUCGAGUAAGUUUCCUGGUCGAAAAAGUGUUUACAUAAAAAAAAAAAAAAAAAUAAAAAUCAUUGUAAAACUAAUACAUUCUUCGCUCUGCUCAGAAUCGAAAAAAAAUGCAUCGCAUAGAAUUUAAAAGCACGGAACACAGUACCAUAGUAAAUAACCAAAAAUAACAAAUCUUUUUUAAAGCAAUAGUGGAGUAAAGCCCGGUCUGAAAAAUGGUAACAACUAUCUUGAUAGUCGGAUUCGUAACUAUCUGUGAUAGUAACUGAUACAAAGUCCUAAAACGAUGACAUAUUAGAGUGAAAAUGUUUAAAAUACAUCAAACGAUAUAAAAGUGUAGAGUUGAUUCGGCUAUAGAAACGUCUGUGAAAAUGCGACAUGACAAUAAAAUUAAAAUAUAUCAAAUGAUAAUGUAGUAUGUUAUGUUCGUACGGUAAUAGAUAUCACUCUCACUAUCUCACGAUAGUAUAACUAUCAACUGUUACGUAUGCAUGAUAAUAGUGAGAUAGUUGUGUUCAUGAUAAUUUGAUUGUGAAUUGUUACUAUCGCCCUGCAAUUCACUAGACCACCAGUUUAUGAUAUAGUAGGUGGUAAUAUCAAUCAUCAUAAUAACAACUAGGACUAAGAUUUCAACGCACUUUGCAUAGUUUUCCAAUGUUUGUCGUUCGUUUGUGAUAGUUUGUAUUUUAGAAUGAGAAUAAAACAUUUUACUUUAUCCAUGCGAAUUUUAAAGUACAAUUCUUUUCGAUUUUUUAACGUAUAAUUCAGAAAUGUUUAUGUCAUUAAAGGCAAUGUAUAUAAUAUGUAAAAUUAUACAUGUAUAAUUUUUAGGACAUUUUCGGGGUAUUAUGAGGUACCUAUUACAUUGUUAGCCGUAUACUAUUCCGGUUACGAAUUCCGCGUCUAUUUAUAAUAAUCACGGUAGUCUGAUAGUCGUGUAUAGCAUGGACCACGCUAAAACAUAGAUUUCGACGAUCGUAACCCGUAAUAAUAAUAAAGAGGUUCUAUAAAUUAUCAUUGUCGAAAAUCGUUAUAAAACGUAUGGUUUUAACUUCAAUGACGACCGGUCGAAACGAAAAAAAAAAAAGUCGAAUCGAUCGGGUUAGGUUUUAGAUCAAAUAAGAACGGACGGUCGAUAUAAUCGUGAAAAAAAAAAAAUGUGAAGUGAUAUAAUAUACUACUCUGAAUUUUACUUAAACUAUCGUUACGAGAUUUCUUUAUAAUAUAUUCUAUACGAGUAGGCCAUUCAUCUGCCGCUGCCGUAAUUUGUCUUCAGGGUAAAUACAUAUUAUUUUUCUUAAUGGUUUCGUUAAAAAAAAAAAAUUCUGUAAAUAUUAUUAAAUCUUUAGUGUUUGAACCUUCAGUGUUUGAGAAGGGAAUAGUAAAAUAUACAGGUCGAGUUGUAUAGUUCAGUUACCGGGCGAUUUGUACGUCUUCGCCAAGAGUUUCAAAAUGUGACUUUGCUUAUGUGAUUCAAGUGAAUAAUAUAGCGUUUUUACUGUGACCUAUGCAUUAUUUUUAAUUUUGUUUUUUUGGUCUGUCCGUGAAAAAAAUUUUGACCGAGCGAAUAUUUCACCGUAGCUUUUCUCAUAGCGUUUUAGGUUUUAGUUGAUAUGUCGAGAGUUUCAUUUUUUUUUUUUUAAUUUUCACUGCAAUUUUUUGUUGUAAUUCGCAAAGAGAAAUAAUUGUAGAGAUCGAAAAUUUUCUACCGGAUACACAUGGUUAAAAAUUCUCAACGUGUUAUAAUUUCUAAUAUAUUUUGGCUGUUCUUGAGUUAUUUGUAGUAUAAAUGAAAUCUAUUCGGUUUUUGCGGAUACAAUUUUUUGACUUCGUAUAAAUACUCGAAAAUUUCGGUACACCAUAAUACGAUUGAGCAUAGAAUAUUCUGUGUGACGUUACCACAUUAACGUUGUUGAAAUAUAAUAUUUCCACGUAUUAUCACAACAAUUAUUACGAUACCAAACUUAAAGGGGCCGUAAGCCGAGCCCAGAUAUCCCGAUAAAUGUUAUCCAUAGUACUAAAUAUUAAUUUUAUCCGUAAUAUUCUGACCGUUAUAAAGGGUUAUAGAAGAUAAGUAACUAUUACAAAAUUAUUAUAGAAAUAAGGUGGUAAGCUCAUUAUUAUUAUUAUAAAUGUGAUUUGACUAUUAUUGACUGUGAAAUCAUGUAAUAUUUUUGAAUUCAUACUAUAUUUUGAGUUAUUAUAAUUAUUUAAAUAAAUUUGUUUUGUCUAAUAAUAUAGUUCAAAAUUAAUAACGGCAACAGAAUCGCAACAAAUCGUAGAGUUUUUUUCAUGUUCAAUCGUGUAGGUUUUCUUUUGUAUCUCUAUAUUAGUUGAUACGCUACCAAUUUAUUCGAUCGUUUCGUAAAAAUGGUAAUGCUCAAACAAUUUGUUACAAAAUAUUAGGUCGUUAAUAAAUUAUGAGUCAUUAGUUUUUAUAAAUGAGUGUGUGUGUGUGUGUGUGUGUUUUUUUUUAAAGCGUUACAUAAGUUCGAAAUUUUGACGAAUUUCGUGAAACUCACGAACGAUAAUUUUAGUUGAAUGAAAUAUUAGUAUACAAUUUACAAUUUAAAUUUCUCAAAUAUAAUAAUCCGUUUUACCGAACCCCCUCAAAUAAUUUUCGUAAUAUAGGACGUGCUUUCGCAGCGCUAUUAGCAUAUUCGCGUUCAGCCGCGUACUGUUCGUUUUACCAUUAAAGUGAAUCGACCUAUAAAUAUAAACAUUAUCUACGUCGGUUUAUGCGAGACACGAGCGUGUAGGAAAUAACACGAUUCAAAAAUGAGUGUAUCGAACUUGAACAAAUACAAUUCCUGCAAAAUCCCGACGCAAACAAUUUCUUUGUCUACGCGUUUGAUAAUAGGUCGAAUUCGCUCUUUUAAAACUGACGGCACGUAGUCGUCUCGGCUGAACGCGAAUUCGCCUAGUCACACGUUUGUAAGACGAAAACACCGCACAGUGCGGGUAUCACGUCCUCGUAACUUCCCGCCAACAAAAACAAUAUAGUUGCAUAAAUAUUUGGGGAACAAAAAUGUCUAUUUGUCUUACGGGUAGAGGUAUUUUUUUAUUAUUAUUAUUUUUUUUUUGUGUAAAAACGAACAUAAUAUUAUUAACAAUGUUUUAUCGUAUAUAAUAUACGAUUUGUGUUUGUAAAUAAGAAAGUAGACGGGCGCCGAGCGGGUACGGGGUGUGUAUAAGCAUUAUUUCCCGCGAAAUACAAUUCACGAUUCGUUAAAAGCCGAGACUAUAAAAUCAUAUUAUUACUAUUAUUGUGAUAAACAAGGAAGUAAAAAAAAUAUGUGAAAAUAAGCUCGUAAAAGAAUGUAUUAUCUGCGUAUGAAGUAAAGUUAUGAAAUAUAUAUCCGACUGUAUAACGUUUUAAUACAGACGGGUGUUGUUAUACGAUAGCGACGGUUUUAAUGUCUAUAUAAAUCCAAAAAAAAAAAAAGAAAAUUAUAAGCUCCCCGCGCUGUGUGUACAAUAUUAUAUAACUCGAAAUAAAUAAAAUGUUUUCGAACACAUCGACAGAUAAAUCCAAUACGUUAUAAUAUAUUUAAUCGUCGACAUAAAUAAAAAAGAAAAAAAAAAUCACGCGGUAGUUGCAGCUUGUUUUUGCGCACGAGUCCGGUACAAUAAUAUUACCGUAUCGCAUCGCAGGCCAUAUAGGUAGUAAACGUGUAGUUUUAUCGGUAGUAAAUGGGUAACGUCUCGGUGCGCGGUCGGAAGACCGAAUUAAAUCGUUGUUAGCACAUUAUUAUACCCGAUACCGAAACGACCGAGUAUUCGACGGUAUUCAACAACGAAAAUACAUCGUUUUCGCACAACGGUAAAAUGGAAUAAUAAUCAAUGCCUGGCAUUAACGGGUGAAUAAGUUAAAAUUCAAGUAAAUAUCGACUUAUCAACUCAACAGACUAGUUUGCUAUUUUAAUUGACUUAACUUCAACUCGACUCGUUUGCCUGUAGGUUAUCUUGAAAUCUUACAUUUUUAUUAUUCCCAAUGAGGUAAAAAUAAGUAAACCGGAAAUUAUUUACGGCGCGCCACUGUUUUCCCGAUUUCAUUGUUUUCGUUUAUGUGAACUACAUUUACCACCAGUAAUAUUGCAUUAAUAAAAAAAGAUACUUUUUUUGUUGCAUUUUAAAUCUAGUCACUGAUUAAGAAAGUGUUUUUUUUUUUUUAUGAGAGUAUUAAUCUCAAAUUUUGACGAAAAUCCGCUUCGAAACGUUUUCGUUAGCAACGGUUUAUCGUUGCUUACAGACACAUAUACAUCAAACAACUUUACGUAUCCUACCUUCCCGAUUCCCCACUGUCACUGUUAGCUCAAGUAAAUUAGCUAACGAAAAAAGUUAACUACAAUUCGUGAAGUUAAAAAGUCAACAUUAACCCACAGACUGGAUUUGAAUAUUUAGAUUAAGAUUACAAAUAUUUUAUACGCGAGUAGGUGACUAAUAUAGGUUGGUACAUUGUGUAUUUUUAGUUUUCUUUUUUUAAUUAUGAAAUUAACGACUGACGGUUUGGAAAAAAAAUCUAAUUAAUUCACCCGGUUUCACAUGAAAUGUGUUAUGGUUAUACAUGAAGUUAUAUACAUCACGUUCAUAUAUAAUAUAAUAUUUCCAAUUAGAUUAACUUCUCGAUCGCGCGUAUAUUCGUGCGUAUCACUAUAUUACACGUUUUAUUACAUGAAAUAUGCGAAUAUUAUUCUGCGUAUAAUUUACGAUAUCUGAGUAAUGAUUUUACGGUCAUUUCGUCCGUGGCAAUUUUUUUUUUUUUUUUUUUUAUUAUUAUUUUAUUACUACUUAUAAGCUCACCGAGAGUCAAGGUUGAUAACGAUAAAAUGCAGUUGACUAGCACUACAUCAUAUUUUUAUAGUACACGGCGGCGACGUGACCGGUAUACGUUCUGUUGGAAUACGCGUCUUUGGAAAAAUUCAACGCGGAUUAUUAUAUAGCCGGUAUUUUGUCGCGUCGCCGGUCGAAUCCGUUGACGGGUACUAAACUGCAGUUAGCUUUUUGUAUACUGCAAGGUUGACGCAAUACCAGUGAUAAUUAUCGUAGUUUUAUUAACGGACUGAAUACGUUUUAUUAACGGAUUAAUAGUGUAUACGAUAUCAUUAAUAAAGACGAAAACGAAAUCCGAAGUAUUCACGUCGGAGACCAAAACCACGGUUAUACUUUUACGUAUAACGAUGGCCAUAGUUAUUAUAUUUCAGAACAAUAUUAAACAUAUUACAUUAUUAUAGCCGGUGUUAUGUCCCGCGAGUUGAUUCCAUUGACCAGUAGUUAUGAUUAUAAUUGUAUUAUAUACUAUAUAAAUAUUGACACGAAAUCUUUUUUUUUUUUAUCAAUACACUAAAUACGUUUUAUUAAAGAAUUAAUAACACAAUAAUUAUUAAUAAACACGAAAGUAAAAUCCGAAGUAUUCCGCCGGACAAAGACCGCUGUCAUUUUUACAUGUAGGUAAUGUGAUGGUUAUGACUAUUACAGAAUAAUUGAACAACGUGCGUAAUAUUUUUCGGAUAAUUAGCUAUAAAGAUUAGAAAAAAAAAAAAAAAACCGUUAACAGUACGCAUUAAUAAUAAUCCGAGUUGAACGAGUAUAAAAAUGCCCUUUAUACGUAAAAUAAUUAUUAAUAUCAUGUAGCGGAAUGCGUAAAAUGUAGGAAAUGGGACACGAUUUCAGCGGAUUGAAAAUUUAAGAAAAAAAUUUAAAAAUGUGUAAAUUCAAUACACUGAAAAAUCACGAGGAGCAUUUGAACAAAUUUCAAAAACGAAGCUUAAAAGUCAAGUACGAUUCUAAAAAAAUGCAUUUAAAAUUUCGAAAAGCAGUGAAUCGUAAAACAAUGCGGUAAUAUUAUGCAUGGUAAAUUUGUAUUGUUGAAUAGAUAAAUAGUAUAAUUUUAAUGUCCAUUAAAAACAGAAAUUGUUGAAAAAAUACGGCGAAAAACGGUGAAAAAGACAAAAAAAAUUUGCGUCGAAAACGCCGGAUCAAAUCGAUAUGCAUUGGUUUCCCGAGUAUUACGUGGCAAUUAGACCGUUUAUACGAAUUCAUCUAGGUACGGCGACUUGCAAUAACCGAAAAACAAACAGUAGGGAUUUAUACGACAAACACACAGCCCUAAUCGACACACUAAUUAGGUAUAGGUUUGUGAAAAAACAAAAUCAAUACUGUUGAAAACUGUUUGAAAUACCGACGCUCGCUAUUACCGAGUCUAUACAGUCAGUGAUUUUGUUCCGAGUGAAUUUUACACACACGUAUAGGACGUAUUAUUAUUAUUAUUAUAGAAAGUGUUUGGGCGAAAAUGAAAUAUCGGAUCGGGCUAACCAGUUUGGUGAUUCAGAGAGCCAAAUAUUGUGAAAAAAAAAAAAAAAAACAAUCGUAAUAAUAAUAGUGAUAAUAUAUUAUUAUAACGAUAAUAAUUAUAAUCGUAUAGUUAAAAAGUAAUAUGUAAUAUACCGACGUAAGACUAUGGGUGGUACCGUUUAGGUACAAUUUCGCUCGGGGGAACCCCCAAACUCCCCGCCGGGAUCACGCAACCUCACUGGCGGAUACGCCCUCACCGCCGCGCCGCCUCUGCGAACGGCCGCCACGCCGUGCCCCCCGGAGGGAGCGAAACUCGGUUCUCGUUUAAUAUAUAAAGCGGUCCGUUGUCAAUCAACUUUACUCAGUAAACGUUCAGUUUCAAUACACUCAACAACAAACAAAAAAAAAAAAAAAACUUAUUUACCAUGGCAUUCAAAGUAAGUACUUAUACUUACACACGUAUUACCCUAUACUUAACUUCAUACAUCGCGUUUUAUACAAUGUAUACCUACCGGACUCAGUUUGUUUUCUUUUUUUUUUUUUCUAUUCUUACUCGACGUGCGGUUAAAAAACGAAUUUUUUUUUAUCAUAAAGUUGGUUUGUUUUUUUUUUUUUAAAUAUGUUCACGUUCAAGUCUCCGUUGUGCGUAUAGCGAUAUUUAUAAUGCACAUACGUGUUUCGUACAGCAACGGCUACUAUGUUAUACGAUUCUCAAUAAUAUUAUGUUGUACUUACAAUGAAAUUCGCUAGUGUUCUCGUAAAUCGCGUAUCACAAUAUUUCUCGCUGGAUACUCUCGGUUUUCGUUCUGAAAUAAAAUAUUUUUUUUUUUUUAUUAUUUUAACGUGAUUUAAAAAUUAAAUUAUCGUAUAUUGCUCGUAGUUAUUUUUACUUCCUCGACGUUUUGUUUCUGCGCGCGAAUUCUUCGCGACAUUUUAUUUCUCGUAGUUUCUCGAAAACGUUGUGUACUUAGUUUUCAUAAGUUCCAGCACAAGUUUUGGCCUAGCAGCAUUAUAUACUGAAAUGACCAUUGUUUCCGGAUGAACUUAAUUACUCCUCGACCAGACUAAAUCUAAGCGAAAUCGUCUUUAUGAAAAUAAUAAAAUUGAUUUAGGUCCACGAGAGACCCCGGAAAAGUUUUACAAACAACAAUGGCAAAACGCGGACACAAACGCGAACGUAACCACAAUCGGCGGCUAUUGUGGUGUUCAAUUGUGUAUUCGAAACUACCCUUAACCUAACUUAUCCUGACCUAAUUAGUAACCUUGGUAUAUUAUAGUCGCAUUUCACUAAACUUGUUGGAUUUUUUUUUAUUAUUUUACAGACUGUCACCGUCCUCGCCUGCGUGCUGGUUUCCGCACUCGCCGGUCCAGUAGCCCCAGCCUACCCGGCUCCGUCUGCGUACCCAGCACCAUCCGCGUACCCAGCACCUUCUGCGUACCCAGCACCAUCCGCAUACCCAGCACCUGCCUACAAACCCGCCUCCUACUCGGCACCAAAGGCCUACGCUCCGGAGCCCGCAUACGCCCCGGCCCCGUACAACUUCGACUACAGCGUAAACGACCCAUCCACCUACGACGUCAAGAGCCAAUCGGAAUACAGCGAUGGCAACGGUUACGUCAAGGGAUCCUACAGCCUGAUUGAAGCCGAUGGUACCAAGAGGAUCGUUGAAUACACCGCUGAUGACUACAAUGGUUUCAACGCCGAAGUGAAGAAGGAAGGCACCCCAUCUUACAGCUCCGCCCCGGCUGCCUACAAACCAGCAUACAAGGCUCCAGCUUACCCAGCUGCCCCGGCUUACCCAGUUGCCCCAGCUUACUCUGCUGCCCCGGCUUACUCUGCUGCCCCAGCUUACCCAGCUGCUCCAGCCUACAAACCAGCUUACAAGCCAGCCUACUCCGCACCGGCUUACUCUGCACCAGCCUACCCAGCUGCACCAGCCUACCCAUCUGCCCCAGCUUACCCAGCUGCACCAGCCUACCCAACUGAGUCAUACCCGGCUGCUCCAGCUUACGGAUACUCUACCCCUGCCCCAGCAUACAGCUACUCCACCCCUGCCCCAGCAUACAGCUACUCUACCCCUGCUGCUCCAUCAUACAGCUACUCCACCCCCGCCCCAGCAUACAGCUACUCUACCCCCGCCCCAGCAUACAGCUACUCCACCCCAGCCCCAGCAUACAGCUACUCUACCCCCGCCCCAGCAUACAGCUACUCCACCCCCGCCCCGGCCUACAAGCCAUCGUACGCUGCCCCAGCAUACAAACCUUCUCCAUACAAAUACUAAUGUAAUUCCUUGUAAACUCUAAGAAUCAAAAUAUAUAAAUUAUUGUAUUUUUAUGUAAAUAAAAUUUCAAUUUGUCAUAUGAAUUCGAUGCUUUAUUUUUUUCGUCUCUUCGUCUUCUCGACAACAGAACAUAUCAAAUAGUGGCACUUUUAAUUUGAUUACCAAUCAAUACUGACAAUUGGUCAUUUUAUUUUAUUUUUAUAUUUAUUGAACAAAAAUAUGAAUUUUAUUCAAUUUAUGAUAUAAUAAGUUAAAAUAAUUGUAUGCAAAACAUAUAAAUGUAUCAGGUUUCAAACAAAUUUUAUUAGUAUACUACCUAUCAUGUUCAUAAUAAUUAUGACGUAUUCAUAAUGUAAUUGAGUAACAAUCUAAUUUUUAAUUUUAUUAAAUUACGAGUAUAAUGAAUUUCAGACAAUUUUAUUUUUACGUCAAAAAUAUCAUAAUUAUAAAUACUGCGUGGAAUAAUUUAACCAGAAAACAACGGUUGACAUAAACAUGGAUUCAUGACACAAUUUUUUUUUUUUUUAUAGAAUGUAGGUAUUUUUUUUAAAUUUAAACUUUGUUAAAUAAUAUUGAAAUCAACCUAUACGAUGUAACCUGUACAUGUGUGCUAUAUAAUUAUUAUAAUUAUAAAAACAAAUCUUCAACAAAUAAGUAUUAAAGCAAUUCGUUUCGAAAUAAUAUUAAUUUGAAACAUAUUGCUAUAAUAGUACGUAGAGGUUUUAUAAUUUGUGAAUUGUAUCAUCGUUCAAAACUAUUUAUAAAGUUCGGUCAAUUAUUCGAUUGAUUAAUAGUAACGUUUACAGUCAAUUUUGUUCGAAAUCUUUCAAAUAAAUUACUGUGUAAUAAACGAGACAGUAUAUUUUAUGGUUCGUUUAACUGUUUAUGCAUUCGAAUUUCAUUGUAACUAAUGGAUAACGUACGAUUCCUUGCUAUUUUUUCACAACAACCAAGUCGAAACAAGCUUUGUGCAGGUUAUAUAUAGGUACUUAAGGUACUGAUUUAACGAUGGAUCUUUGAAAUAUUCACCAAAACGCUUACUUUAUACAUUAUUUAUGAAGUGGGAGUAAAUAAUUUAUCUAUUGUAUUUAUGAGAACACUCAGAAAUUAAAAAUUAAAUAGUGAACUUUGUGUGUGGUGUACAGUUUUUCAACAUAAUACAAACUUUGAAGUCUUAAAAACUUAUCACUUAUCAUUAUUUAGGUAAUGACUUAGUUUUAUAAAGAAAAUAGAAUGGAAAACAUUCAAGAAUUCAUAUUAAAUACAAAAUACGUGAUAUUAUUACCUAAUAGUGAAUUGAAAUACAAAUCAAGACAUACGAGACUUACUCAAGACUUACAUCAAGACUUACUCGUAUUAAAAAAUUAUUAUAGUUUUACAAUUAUGUGUGUUUUUUUUUUGUCUUGGAAAACACUUACACAACCAACGCCUUAUUUAGGCAAAGCAAUUAUAGGUAUUUGUCCAGAAACCAUGUGGAUCGUGAUCCACCUACUGGAUAUACUGGAUAAUUAUUUUGGAUGUGCAUGUGGUGCACGAGCACAAGGAAUCCAAAUUCUUAGGACCCCACGUUCCAUUCUAUAUAAGUAUUGUAUUGAAUAAGUAAUUAUCACGAUUGUGUCGAAUUGUAAAAGAAACUCGGAGACAGGCCGUUAAGCAAAAUAAAUUCUCAGUGUUUCAUGCACAUUUCUUUAAAUUAGGUCCUGUGUAUAACGUUUAAAAUAGUAAAAAAAGUAGAUAAUUUACACGAGUAAAAGGGGAAUUAUUUUACAAAAUUUGUUUUUUCACGUCAUACCUUGAAAGAUACAAAAUUUCGCGGCAGGCGGUGUUUCGUUUGAACCGUUUAUCGAACUGUUUGACAAUAUUCAAUGUCAAUAUCCAUUUCUAUGUUUUUAUUUUUUUAUUCUUGUUGAUUUCUACGUUACUUUUGCAACAUGAAAAAAUAAGUCUUGUUCACUCCACUUAGAAUCGAUUUAUUGUUGCAUACGCUAAAUUAUCUUAUACAUUAUCUUACCUUCCAAAUUAUACCCAUCCACAGCAUUGACCUACCCAUAGUGUGAAGUCUGUUCGCCUUUUAUGAAUGAUAAUAUAAACUCAAAAAUAAAAAAAAAUAUGUACGGUUUAUUUUUAUGGAUAAAAUAAUAUUUUAAACAUUAUGUUCAAAGCUAUUGAAAUUUUAAUAAAACACUUUUACAAGUGCCGGUCGUUGAUUUAUUGAUCGGUUAACUAUUUCGAGCGGAUGUAAUGGUGUGGAGUUGUGUAAUCAAUUUAAAGUUACGAAAGCCGAAUUUUUAGAAAUUGUUUGGACGAGUUUUUUUUUUUGUAAGUUUAUUGUGAAAUUGUAUAAUAUAAUACAUUUUUAAUUAAAUAAUGUUUUACACGAGCCAUAUUAGGUGCACACAAAUGAACAAAACGAGUACACACAACUACAAUGUACAAACCUCUUUUAUUAUAAAACCUACGGAAUCACGGUUACAAUUUGUAACAUUAAUUUAUAACUGUAUAUCAUAAAUUGAUUAUAGAUUUUUAGUUCUGAACAAUGAGAACGCUAACAUAAUAGUAAUUUUUCAAGGUACGGGCUACGAGAUUUAUCUUAUACGAACCGUAUACCUACGUUAAUUAUUUCCGAAAGCAAAUAGGGGAAUUAAUUAAAAAAUGUAAAAACUUUUAAUGGUUUUUGUUACAUAUAUUAUACUGUAGGGCCUGAAUUAAAAUGCACCGAGAUCUGUAACGAAAAUAUUCAAAAAUGCAUUUCGACUUUUCGUUAAAUAUAAUUUAUUAUAAAUAUUAAAUGGUUAAAAGUAUUAAAGAUGGAUUUUUUGUUUGUUUUAAUAUAUUGUAUCGAAAACCCAGUAGUGAAACGAACCUAAAAAAAUUCUAAAGCUACAUAUAACCUAUAAGCCAUUACCCGCCAGCCAUUAUUUUUAAGUACAUACCGAUGUUUUUAAAUAUUUUUACCAAAUUAUCAGUAAAAAACAUGAACUAUUAAAAGUACGUGAAAACUAAGCCCGUAAACACGUGAGUAAAAACUUUGUGUUCGCGUAUUUUCAAUACAAGUAAAUUUAUGUUUUACGAGAACAUACGCGUACACGUGCAAUUAUUUACGUCUAUUUUUUAAAUAUGCGGAUUUUAUAUAAUGUUAAUUUCACGUGAAUACGUGAAAGCGUGUACAUUCUACAUGAAAUAUUAAACGAGUAAACUAGUACCUACUAAAAUUUUAUAUUUUUUUUUCACAUGUGGAAUGCUCACACACCCCUUAAUCAAAAAAUAAUCGAGUAGCAAUUGCUUUUCAAAGACCGUUUUCGUUUCUUCACUGGAAAAAAAGUCAAGUCUCGCAGGACGUAAAACGCAAAAAUCAUUAGUAUUCAGCUAUUAGUCAAUAUAAAUAUAACCGUCUGCAGCUGCUGCGAUGACAAAUUAUAAUAAUUAAUAAUAAUAUAUUAUGUUGGCAAAUAGGUGAAAAUUUACCAAACGUCUACGUUGAACAAUAUAAUCGUAAUGAUUGAAUAAGCAGUCGGUAAAACAAAUAAUUGUGGUCGUAACGGUUCUGCGUGGUAUUUUUUUUGAUCGGUCAUAAAAUUAAACUGAAUAAUACACAGGCGGACAACUGCAAUACAGUAAACAACGAGAUUUUAUAAUUUAUAAUGAAUAAUUGAUAAAUAAAUAACAUUCUAAUCGUUUUUUACAUUCGUACAUGGGUGGGCUACUGUUGUACGUAGGAGGUCGAGAAGGUAAUAGAGGAGAAAUUUAAUGUAUAUCUGUAAGCAACGGUAAAUCAUUGCUAACGAAAAACAAUUCUGAGCGGAGUUUGGUUGAUAGUAUCGCUUUGUCAACAACAUAUAUAUUUUAUUAUGGUAAAUAAUUACAUAUGUUAUUAUGUAUAUUUGUUUAAUUUUGUACCUCUUUUCCUAUUUUUCUUAAGUUUUUUCUCGUUUACUUCUGUUUGUUCUCGAUUUUUCCAAUUUAUUGGGAUAACUCUUGAGAAAGGGAAAAUCCAAAAAUACCUACCCCCCCUAAAAUACUUCCCCAGUCAUUUCAUUUUAGAAAAAGGGCAAUUAUUUUAAAUUGGAGUAAGAUUUCUAGCGGAAAAGUUUUCCACAGAAAAAAAAAUAAACAUCUUUGUAAAACCAAUACAUUCCUCGUUCCACUCAGAAUCUAAAAUAUUCUAAUAUUUUGAUAAAUUGCUUGAAUAUUAUUUUUACGAAGAUAAAUUAUAUACACUGAAAUAAUAUGAUAUUAGCGUUAUAAUAUAAUCGGCUACUUUUAGACUUUUUACAAAAUUAAAAAAAAAUACAUACAAUUUUAUUUAUCAGGUACCUAUAUAUUAUGAAAUUAUUGUUGAAAGUAGUAAAAUAUGCUACACGUUCAUAGAUAUCAAGAUGCGUAAUCGAUGUAAUUCAGUAAUUGACUUAUUAAACUGUUUGUUGUUUAUAUAAAUAUAAUUUUGUUAGUUUAUCUAUAUCAUUUAUGUAUGCUAAUAUACUAUGUAUUGCAAAAAAAAAAAAAAAAAUCGAUAUCUCUCUAUGUAGGAAGAAUCUUCUAAUUUAUUUCUAACGUAUACAAUAAUUUUGUUAAUAUUCUCAAUCAUUAUGUAUAUCGUGACUAACACUAUAUAUUAGAUUAUGAAUGAAGCGAAGAAGCUUAUAGUUUUACAACAGUUAUAAUACAUUUUCUGAAAGGAAAUUGGUGUGAGGAGAUAUUUAAAAAAGGUAAUUUUCGAUUUUCCCAAAAAAUGUAAAAACCCAUGAAAAAACAUGGGAAAACCGGCAAAAACGUAGGAAAACUGGGAAGAUCGGUACACUAUUAAACAAAUAUUAUUAAAGAAAAUAUAUAAAGCUUAUUUAAUUAUUUGACUAUAAAAUUACAUAUGUAUUGUUGACAAAGCAUCACUAUCACUUAACUCCGCUCAGAAUCGAAUUUUUGUAAGCAAUGGUUUAUCGUUGCUUACAGGUAUACAUUAAAUUAUCUAAAACAGUGGCUGCAUCCAUUCUCAUUAUCUUAGGAUGUCUUUUUUUUUAAAAAUAUUAUAAUUAAUUAAUCUAGAUAAUGAAACGGCUCGCUUAUAUUGUAAUAUUAGAAAUGUAAAGGUGUGUGUCCGUCUUUGUUGCGUGACAUAGAAAUUUAGACGAGUUUUAUACAACAUUGAUCUAGUAAAGCGAUAAGAAUUCUUGACACAGACUUGAAUUUUUCGUUAAGUCUACUUGAGAUCGAAUUUCUGGCAUUUUUUUGAUUUUAUCCUUCUGUAUAUUAAAAAAAAAAAAAACUAAGUAAUUAAUAAACUGGGAUAUUUUUAUGUUCGGAGUAAGUGAAAUAAAAAAGAGUGGGAGGGGGGAAAUCGAUAUUGAGUGAACUUAACAAAAUAUUUGAAUCCGUUUUCAGAGUUCAUAUCAUUUCACUAGACUAAUUGGCACGUUUGAAUGAAACCCGUCCAAAUCCUUAAGUGACUGGUUGUCCUGAGUAAGACUAAGAUUCAAUCACCGAUUUAAAUCUUCUUAAUGGAUUUCGUAAGAAUGAAUUAUAAUAAUAUAUUAAGAAUAUCCAAUUAUUAUUAAUUUUUUUUAAGACGAAAUUAAUUUCCGUCUAUUAAUCCGCUCUGCUUAGUAUACAUAUAUAUAUAUUUUAUUUUUUUUGCGAAGAUUGACACUUUGAAAAUAUAUCAACGACGACGGGCAGUGAUUGAUCGCCGUGAAAAUCAAAUGAUAAAAUAAUUUUCUAGAUUAAAUCCAUUUCGUUCACUGUUUCGUGUCCAUCAAUUUAAAUAAUAGACGGCAAAUUUUUGUUUAUUCCAUUUAUUUUCCUUCACGCAAAUAAUAUUAUCUUCUAUAGUGAUCAUAAAUUCUUAACGGUUUUCUUAUUCUCGACGAUUAUAUGCGUUGUGUCAGUUCAUUAUAAUAAUAUUCGUCCUUGUCCACGUCGUCCCACAAUUUCAUUGAUCUUUUGACCCGUUUACAGCGAGUCGCAUACUCAUCAUGACGUACGUAUAUACCUACCUAUAAGUAUAUGCUUUGUGCUUCAAAUAACACGUGCACGUCUUGUCGAUUUUUCGGUUACCAAUUAAUGUAGGCACUUAUAGGUAGAUAGGUAUUUCGUUAUUGAUUCGGCUAGUGUUCGUGUUUCGUGCGAGACACUCGGUGUAAAAAGACGAGAUUGCACCUUUGUACGUACUGUUCGACUUUUUAUGUUUCACCUUAUAUUAAUAAAAUGAUUUAUUAAGUACGUUCGUAGAAUAACUGCGGGCAUAUUAUAAAUUGUGGUUUUAUCGAGUUACAGACUAGUUAAAAUUUGUGUUAAUUCGUUUAUAACUUUUUUAUAACUUGACCGGUUAAGUCUGUUUGUGUUAUCAAAUAUUAUACGUAAUAAUUAGCUUUACUAGUUUAAUUUGUUUUACAUGUAAACUCGACUUUGUACAGUUAAUUUGCAUAAACAUAUGUAAGAACAUGACAUUGUCAUUUUGAUAAAACUUGUAGUUAACUGGUUAUAACAGAUCUAGCUCGAUAUAGUCAUCCAAGGAGUUUACAAGCGCAAAACUGCAGUGGCGUCCAGAAAAAUUAACAUUUGUGUCAUUUUCGAAUCGAACAUUUCUGAUUAACCGGCAAUCGUUUUCUUUCAGUCAGAGUAUUCAUUUACAAUUUAUUAUUGGAAUAAAUUGAAUUUAAUCCGGUAAUGUAAAUACUAAUAAUGGUUGUAUUAGUGCAUAUUAUGAUCGAAUAACGAAACUAACAAUACUAGAACGUGCAAUAGCAAAAAAAAAAAAAAAUUAGCCAAACGCGAUUAGAUUUCGCGAAUAUAAAAAAAGAAGAUACAAUCAUAUUUUUUUUUUAUUAACAUUCUCUGGAGGAUUCUACAGUUUCACAGUAGUUUGGAGUAACAUUUAGAUUGUAAAAUAUUUGUAGUUGUUUAAAAAUAUACACUCGAUUUUAACAGUAAACUUUUUACUAUUUUUACCUUUGAUAGCACGAUGUAAACAUUAGUUUAUGAAAAUACAAAUUGUAGGUAUUCAUUAUAGUUAUGCUUUAGUUUGUCUAUUUUGUUUUAAGUUAAUAAUUGAAUGGAACUAUGUAGAAAGCAAUCAUAUAAUAAUAGUUUUAAAACAAGAUUUGAAUAAUACUAUAUAAUACAGUAAUACGCAACAUAAAUAUUAGUAAGUAAAACAAAAUAUCAAACUAUAUAUAUAUAUAAUGUAUCAAGUUUAUGAGAUUAAUUAGUUAUAAGUUUAAACUUAUAAACCGUAGCGUAACUAGGAUUUAUCAAUAGAGUGGGCAUAGGGGUUUACCUCUACAACUUUAUUAAUCUUAUUACCUUUAGCUAAAAAAGUGCAAUGGAUGGAGGGGUUAAAACACCCGAACUCCUCCCUUCCCUUACUGGCUAUUAAAUUGCUUAUAAGUCAUUUAUAACUAAACCCUCAAUCAUAUCCAAAUAUAUAUCAUUCGUAGGAUUGUUGCUUUCCCAACCUCCAAUACAGGUAGUCGAACCUAGAAAAAAAAGUACAAGGACUGUGCUAAAAGAAUUUAUUCGUUGAUUACAAAUUAUAAUACUAAUGAUAAUAAGAAAUUUGUAAAUGGUGUAGCUUUAUAAUUUAUCACUAAAUACUUAAUUGUUUUUUGAAAUUAUUACUAUCACUGAAUAUCCACAUUAUUAGUACCUAAAUACUUAUUGAAAGUCAUUAUGAUUAGAAUCACCUCAUUCAGAAAAUUAACUAUAUUUUCAAUAUUGUGCAUUUUCGCUUAUUUUUAAAAUUCGUUAUUUUAAUUUUCGCGAUUUUUACAUUUAUGUAUUUUUUUUCGGUAUUUUUAACGGAUACCUAAUAAUUGUACCCGCACAUUGGUGUAUUACUGGUUUUUUUUUUACGGUUAUCAUUUAUUAACGGCUCAUAUUUUGUUGUUGUUGUUGUUUAAAUGUUUAGUACGCAUUGCAUCUUAGUUCAUGAUAUAUAAUAUUUAAAGUAUUAUUUUUGUAGGCUUGUAGUAUCUACUAUAUAGUUAUUAAAAAUUUACGAGACAAUAAAAAUCGCCAAUAAUCGCGAACGGAAGCGAAUAAAGCUGAUGACCGACGCAAAAAAAAAAAAAAAAAAUGUUGUUUCAUAACGUACCCUUCAAUAAUAAGUUUUUUGUUUUUUCUUGAUACAUACUAAUCAAUUCGUGAUUAGUUGAAUGACGGUUAACGUACGCGCCUAUCGCAAUAAUUCUUGUUUACUAUAGUUAUUUAUAUAAAUUGAAAUGGUAAACAAAUUCAAAUACAAAUAAAAGACUCCGAAAAAUAUAGAAAGUAAAUCGAUUCCCUGCACCUAUUAAUACGGUCUGGUUAGGUUAGAUAACAUUAUACGAGUUGUGUAUUAACGUUUAAAAAUAAUAUCAUUUCAUAGGAGUAUUUAAAACCAAACUGUUAUAUAAUUUUUAUCGAAAUAUCAGAUGGAUAUAAAAUGUAUAUAUUAUGUCAACAUACAAACAUUUUUAGAACAAUUAUGCCGUCGCUUCGAAUGUUUAUUGAACUAUUCCAAAUAUAUCGAAAAAACUAUAUAAUUUUAAGAUAAUUGGUUGAAAUAAACGACGAAAUAUUACAAAUUACUCUAAUUAAUAUUUAUAAAGAAAGUCGUACGGAGUUAGCGAAUCGCCCUGUACUGCUACGCGUCUAAGAAUCCUAUCAUAAUCUGGGUGUGUCACGAAAUUGUAUAACUGUAUAAGUUUACUAGCAAUACGAAUAUUUUACACGAAAAUGCAGACUUAACAUUUCGAAACCAAGUCAGUUAUUACGUAGCUUUUUGUGUGUUCGUGAAAUUGCCUCCCUCCGCACAUUUCAAUUGAUUCGAUCAAAAUGGUGUUGAAAAACAAUUGCUUAUGAACUGUGAAUAAUAGAAAACUUGCUUAGGCUAAUUACGAAUUCCACAAUUCCUUGUAAAAUUUAUUUAUUUUAAAAGGGGGGGGGAGAGGGAUCAAUUUCGCGCAGUUACUCUACUUUGGCCGACCAGUUUUGGAAUAUCGAAAAGUAAUCACAAAUAAUUUUAUAUAGUUUUUAAAUUUUUUUUUAGAACUUUUAGACAUAAAACAUCUAAUUGUUAAAACGAUUUAUCAGUUUUAAUUAUUUUUGUAAUUUUUAAGUAGCAUUAUUCAACUAAUAUGUUGGAUUGAUUAAAUUGAUAAUUUGUAUAACAUUUUAGCGAAAUAAAUGUUUACUACAGUUAGUAUAUUUUUCCGUUCCUAGUUAUUACUGGGAUUUCGUUUUUUUGGAGGUUUAUCGAAUAGACAAUUACUAAGUUUGUAUUUCAAAUUAAAAAUUCGAUGAAAAAACCAUUAUAUUUCAAUCAGUUUUAUACCACGCGUUGGAAGUUUCAAAUAGAAGAUUAGAUGUAAAAAAUGCGAUUAGUGUUAUCAAUUUUUUUAAAAAAACACUGUUCUAAUCAAUGAAAUGUUGAAGAUUUCAAAGAACAUUUUAAUUAAAGUAUAACCUAGUGGAAAAUCCGGAUUUUUUUAAGUAGGUACGGCAUGAGAUAAUUAGACUAUUUUCGAUGAUUUAAAAAACGUUUUUCGAGAAAAUAAAAACAUCUUAGUUGAACCAACAGCUUAUUUUCAACAAUUGGAGUCUUAUAAAAAAAUUCUGUAUGUUAAACGGUAUAAUUCGAACAAAGUUAUUCCUUGAAAUAUUUCGUUUGACGGUUACGCAGGUGUUUAUAUUAGGUAUUAAACGCGCUCAUAAAGGAAGAGACGAAAUUAAAUUUUCCCGAAUCCGUUUGAAUCGUUUAAUCUCUGUGGAAAUUGUUACAAUUGUAUAAUGUCGGAUGAUUAAAAUAAUAGUAUACACCGGGAUUUAUCGAAACUUUAUUUUCUACGCUUCCUCUGGUCGCAAUGGUGCUAAUAUACCUAGCUAAUACCUUUUGUUAAUUUUCGUUCAGCCGGAUACCAUUAUGGUGUUACGGCGUACGUAUACAAUAAUACUUGAAAGAGUACAAUCGAACAAAGUUUUCGAUAUUACAAUAACCGUUGUUCGCAUUACGUGUUGAUGUAAAAUAACGGCUCCGCGUACAUUUCAGAAUAAAACUUCAUUUAGGUUCCUAUACAAAUAAUAAACUACUAACAAAUUCGACCGACGAGUCUUAAAUAAAAAAAAAAAAAUAAUAAUAAUAAAUUGUUAAAUAGAACUAUAUUAUGGGGGUACAAUCGAGUUUUAAUUAAAAUCCACUAUAUUGAACGGGGUCCGGAACGUGUACGAUCAAAUAUUCCGAUUGAAAUUGACUCGCUGAAUCGAAUGCAAACGAUAGAACGGUCGUUUCAAACACUGCACCGUGUUUAUACAGUACGCGCGUUACGACCUUUUUCCGUCGACGCAGAAAAACCGUUUGACGGGUCCUCGAUAAAAAUGUCCAAUCGAAAUCAUUUUUAUUUCUAUAACGAACCGGUCGUUUUCCUACGUAUACGAAGACGAGUAGUGAUUCACCAUAGGACAGUAUUCCGGAUGUACAAAGAAUAUUCUCGUAAAAUAUUUUAUUAUUAUUAUUAUUUUUUCAUUUUAAUUACCGACGGGAAGUGAAGAUAACACGACAGUGCCGUUUAAAAUAAUAUUCACUUUGUAAUUUUUAAUCGAAAUACGAUUAAAAAAACGAAUUAUCGUCUUAAUACAAUUUGUUCGCGUGCAAAGAACACCUACUGAAAUAUAAGACACGGUUAAAAGCUGCAGUUGAAUGUGUAUUUAAAAAGUAACCGAUAAAGUGCAUUUUGUUAAUAAAAUAUCACUCAGGUACCCUACGUGUUUUUAUUUUUAACUGACGCACCUAUUAUAUUUAUUGCUUUUUAUUUAAUAAAAACGCGUUACAUUAAGACUCGCGAGCAGUUCCUGUCAUUCGUUUUGAUAUUGUAAUUGGUCGUUGAGCGAUGACGAUUAUUUAUCUAAAUUUAGAACUCGACGAUUUUUUGAAUUAUGACUGUUGCGAGUUUUUGACUCAAUGUAAUCAAAAUACGUGUACACGUUUUAAGACUAGUAUGUGCAAAUGUGAGCGUUCAAAUUUUUGACUUACUUUUUGAAAAUUACAGAAUAAUCACCGUUUGCGAGAAUUAUUCUCACAAAAGAUUAUUACCGUAAAAACACCAAGGGAGCGAGCAUUUUGAUUUCGGUCUAUUUUUACCAGUCGUUUAACGAUAUUUUCAAAAUGUCACCCGUUCAAUACGCGGUUCUAAUUUUUAUCGCAUUUUGUAUGAACGCCGCAGUAUAGAUCGGACAAUUGUAUGCGUAUUUUAGUGAUUAUUCUAAAAGUCGUUUGAUUAUGAUUCCGACCCGUUCCGAAUAUUAUUUUAUGGAUUCUAUUAUUCGGAUUGCGCGUUUCAAUAGUAUUAUAACUCGAUACAGGUGUAAUGCGCUCGAUUUUUCAAACAAAUAUUGGACGGCACACCGCGGACCUUUGAUCGAAGCAACGCGGGCCGGCCGUGCCCACUCUCCCCCGGUGCAGUGUACACCGGUUACACUAUAAUAUCGUGUCUUCUGUAUCUACGCACUCGCGCGGGCGCAGCAGCUUAACGAUUGCCUCACCGGUCGAGACCCGGUGUGACCCCCUCGGGCGUGCACGCCGUAGUCGGACCACUGGUUCUCCCGGCCCGGACCGCUCUCUGUGUCGCCCCCCCAGGCCGGGGAGACACCGUAUCCCGGGACCGUAUAUAUACCGGAGCGGACCGUCCGAUCGGCAACAGUCAUCGUCAGCCGUUAGACCAGACCAACAGUUGUAACAGCAUCGUAUUAUUACACUCGUCCGACAAAAUGUCCGCCAAAGUAAGUUUUUUUUUUUUUUUUUUAAACAUUUUUCGAUCUUAACAGCCCUAUUACAACAUCGAGAUAUAGGGUUCUCGAUUCGUGAUUUUCGACCGAAUUUCUCAAUCGCGUUCUCUUUGUUCUCGGGUCCCGUCCAGACCGCAGAAAGCCGAGUUCUUUUUCUCGCGUUUUACAUUCGACGUCCGAGACUCGGGGCCAGUCGCCCGUCACUAUAAUCCGCGUGUAAGGGGGUCUGUAAACAAUAAACUUCCACUGCCUCCCCUCCCCAAUAGUUUAACGAUCGCAAUAAUAUUCUAAUAAUAUUCGAAUACGCGAGAUUAUGGCGCGGCGAUCGUUACUUAAUGACCGUCGCCCGACCGUGCGGCCACACAUGUGACGACGCCCGCCCGGUUACCGACCACCGCGACCGGUUUCCGAUACUUUUACUCUCGUUGACCCAUAGCCGUCGUCGUCACUGCCGUUACGCUUGGUAUACCGUUUCACCUUCAAGGUCGGCCGUCUCGUUGCGGCUUCCGUUUCGGUGUUUUUCGAUUUUUUUUUUUCUUGCCAGACGGGGUAUUUAUGUGUGUUUUUUUGCGUUUCAGUUCAUCGUGUUCGCGGCUUGCGUAGCCACCGCCCUGGCCGUCUACAAGGAACCGUCUUACCCGUCAUACCCAGCCGCCCCAGCGUACCCAGCACCCGCCUACCCAGCGGCACCGGCAUACCCGGCACCCGCCUACCCAGCUGCGCCAUCUUACCCGGCGCCGUCCUACUCGGCACCCGCCUACCCAGCGGCACCGGCAUACCCCGCUCCAGCCUACCCAUCGGCCCCUGCCUACCCGUCCGCACCGGCCUACAAACCAGCCGCGUACUCCGCACCGAAACCGUACGCUCCAGAACCCGCUUACUCUGCCCCGUCCCCGUACAACUUCGACUACAGCGUACAUGACGCUUACACCGGCGACAUCAAGAGCCAAAACGAAUACGCCGACUCUAACGGUUACGUCAAGGGAUCGUACAGCCUUGUCGAACCCGAUGGUGGCAAGCGCACCGUCGAAUACACCGCUGACGACUACAACGGUUUCAACGCCGAAGUCAAGAAGGAAGGCGGAUACCCGGCACCCGCUUACUCCGCACCGGCGCCCGCUUACAAGCCGGCCCCAGCACCGUACAAGCCAGCCUACUAGACGAACCGAAGAUCUCAACCAUCACCACUCACCCUCUAGCGCAAUUCAUUUUACCAUUUAUCACUUCGGACGCGCCGAGUCUCUACACAGGCCUUAGUGCGUCGCCGCCCGUUUCACGAUACAGCACAAUGCCGUAUUAGUAUUUCAUAUUGCUCGAGUGUGUACGCUUUUGUUUUUGUAUUAUUUUUUUUUUUUUUUUCGUAUUAUUGUCAUCUCGAUUGCAUACAAUUAUAAUACCAAAACAUAUGUAUUUUUUUUUGUUUGUAAAUAAACGCCGUAUGUCGAAAUCACACAACUGAAAAAACGUUCGCCUGUCUAUUUAACUAUAACGUUAUUCUGUCGUUUAACACGACUUUCCAUUUCCUACACGUCUCGGGGCGACCGGUUUCCCCGAAUGCGUACCCGGUAUCAUAAUAUUUUAAUCCUACGCCCGGCCGACGUCUAGGACUAUGUUAUACAAUGCGUACAAUAUCAACUUUUACGCCGCGUUGCUUUCCUCCCCGGCGUUGUCCGUGCCGAUUCCAUUAUCCGUGUAACCGAGGAAUAAUAAUAGUAAUAAUAAUAUAAUAAAAAAAAAAUAUUAAAUUUCCGCAUGGUCGGACGCGAAAUCGUGUGUGGCGGUUUCGCCGCCUUUUUGGAGUCGAAUCCGACGAUGAAAAAGCGACCUUCUCUUUGUUUCGAAGGUCAAACGUACGGAAUUCCAUCGAGCCCGGAUUGAAAUCGUGUAGAUUCGAACAAAAAGCUAACAUUCAACGAACUCGAUUCCGCACGUUAUUGCGUAACACUAACUUUUACGCCGCCGUCUAGUUUCGUUCGUUUCGAAAUAAUCGCCACACGUACAUAUUAUUUACACACAGCUCAACUAGUGAAUACGGAUUAAUAGUAAAUCGGGAUUUUUUUUUUUUUUUUUUUUGUUAAUAUUCACAUUUUCAAGCGAGGAUACGAGCGUGCGACACAACAUCGUAAUUUGGAAAUACUUAUACGCGCGUCUGUGAGACGGAGACUACACCGAUCUGUGCUGUGUGUCGCAUACUCUUAAUUGUUCGUUGGACUAACGCAAUUUUCGCGUUUUCAUAGUGCCCAUGUUUAACAUUCGAAAAAAAUAAUUUAAAACGCAGGUACGAGACACGGCAUAAAAAAACAGCAUGUUUAUAAAAACCCAUUUUCGCGCUCGCAGUGUUCAAUUUACGCCCUGAAAAUAAUUAAAGUCCGGACUAGGCCAACGAACGGGGUUAACGGAUCGAGCGCUUUUAUUUAAUGUCGCGCUGAAUCCGGAUUAGCGACAGUGACGUAAAUAAUAAUCUGGCGAACAAUAAUAUAAAAACACGAACCGCCGAGACUUUUGCUCCUGUUUUGUUUUGUUUUUGUUUUUUUUUUUUUAACGCUCGCGAACUUUUAGACUGCCGCCGUCUUUGAAUUCAUGCGCGUUCACGUCGGACGUUAUAAAAUGAUUAUUUUCGCCGUCGUCGUCGGAACUUCGAAUUACCGUCCGGCGUUAGGCCUACACGCGUCCGGCCGAAUAAAAGCAAAUACUAAAUACAUAAAUCAAGUUUUACACGACACUGCGAUUGGCGUGAUAAUUUUUUUCAAUAUUUAUCACGCGUUACACGCGAAAUCGCUUACGGUUUUCGACAAAUGCGUACACACCGACGUUAUAUUGACGAUUUCGUAACCAGCUUUCGUAAUAUCGCCGGAGUACCGAAUUGAUAAUACUGCUGCGCCGAACACAUUGUAUAACAAUAAUAAUAAUUAUUAUUGAUGCAAAUGCGUGUACACAAUCACUAUUGAUGUUUUUAUAGUUGCUUAGACAAUAAUAACGUACGGAAAAGUGAAUGUAUACGGUAUAGUAUAAUGUUUUUUCCGUACGCGUGGGUCGGUCCGAUAUGGAAAAAAAAUUCGAACGUACACUCAAACGAAACGCGUAUCAAUGUUCGUAUUUUUUGAUUUAAAUUCGUUUACCGUACUCGUAAUAACGGACGCGAUUUAGAUUUCGGUCCUGGAAUGGUCUUGGAGUGGUGAAUGGCGGGAACAGCGGGAACCGAAUUUCUCGAUAAAAUUCCAAAAAUGCCCGCCGAAAAAAAUGCUUUUAUAACCUGAAAAUGCCAAACGACGCGCACGUAAAAUUGCUCCAGAAAAUUACUUUGAAAUCAAAAUACGUUCGGAAUCUAAAAUGCAAAGCAAAAACGUCUUAUUCGCAAAAGAACAAGUUUUGUAUGGUAUUGUUAAGUGCAUUUAAAUCUCAGGUCUAUUUUACGACUGAAAAACAUACACAAAUAAUAAUGGCAUGUUUAAUCAUGGUAUUAUUUGUACAACUCAUUUUUGAGAUUAACUUAGCUCGAUUAACAAUUCUAUAGAAAACACUACCGCGGUUAAAGAUGAGGACGCGCAAUUAUUCAAAGGGUGUAACAAUACGACUUUAACUUCGACGUUUUCCAAACGAGUGUGCGUGCGAGCCGAAGUCAUCAAUGAAUGCGCGUCAAAAUAAACGGACAAACCGCAGCUGUCGAAGUCACACGAACAAUAAUUUUCUAAGUCGUGAUAAAGUAUAGGUGCAUAGGAUGUGGUAACAGAAACCACGUAACAUGGGUUCGUUGUAAAUUUCGUUAUUUUUAUUAACGUUUUUGACGAUAUCCUUAACGGCUUCGUGGUUACGUGAACACUUUUAACUAGAUCUCCCUGUUUUACGUACACCAAUUUUCACGUAUUAUCGUGCAAUGAACACUCGAAUCUAUAUAAUCUAUGUACUUGAAAAUUCGCGUAUAUAUAUCACCUAUAUUUACGUAUUUCACGAUAGUUUUUGCGUAUUAUCAAGGUUUAGGACAACGUGUUCACGCAUGUAUUAAAAUUAAUUUCGAAUUAUCUUUUGGUCGUUUCGAACCAAACCCCGAGUAAACACGCCCGAAAUGUCCAGCAGAGUGAAGUAAAAUAUUUUUUUCCCAAGUAAACGGCAGUUUGCUUCUGCGAUGCAAAUCAUAUUUAAAAAUAUCAAGAGCAAAGCGUAAGCGACCCUUUAAAAUUCACUUCGACAGUGUUCCUAUGGUAGUGUUAAAAUUGUAAAUAUUUAUACGCACACAAAACACACACAAAGUUUCAAGGGUUUCACAAGGAUCUGAACUAUCAAGACAAGAAUGGAUAACCUAAACCUUAUAAGGGCGGAACGAUGGCUGAUGCGGAUAUUCGUUUCACGGGUGGAAAACGAAUGAUGACACGGAAUGUGAUUGCGGCGAUUAUACACAAACAGUUCUGCAUAAUAUACUGGACGAGUGUUAUAUAAGAAAGUUCCCAACAGGCAUUAAGGAUAUAAAAAAAUUCUCAACUGACGCCAUCGAAUAGUUAAAACGUUUGAAAAUAAAACGUCUGAGAUUAUAACACAAUCAGUUUAGUUAAUUUAAUUUAUGUAAUUGAUAUUUCGCCAUGUUAUUAUGUACCUAUGCUUUGAAAAAUAAUCAAUAUACUUCCAAACGCUUUUGGUAAUGUUAAAUUGAUUUGUCUUUCUUCUAUAUUUUUACACGGCAAUUCUCCGCGGCCGUGUUCGCGGACAAUUCAAAUGCCCUAAUCCCCGUCCAUUUCUAUUGCAAUCGUUAGAUUCAUUUCCUAUCUUUAGUCGAUUUUUAAAAAAUAAAAUAUUUCUCGGCCGUAGUAGCCAAAUUAAAAUAUCUAAAUAUUAAUAAUAACCGCGCUUUUUUCUAUCCAUAUUACCGAGACGAUCCGUAAAUAAAUAAAACUUUAAAAAUGUUUACAUCUUGCUUAAAAAUUUUAAAUACAGAAAAACAAAAUACUAAACAAAUUAUAGAGAUAAUGUUCUAGUCUUUAGGUUUCAUCAUUGAUCAAUUCACUUUAAUGUUAAUACUAACUGCACGUAGUUUUUCUAGAUAAAUGCAAAUUCAGUAUAUCUUAAGUUUGUAAGAUAGAGACGGCACAGGCGGGUAUCACGUACUUUUAACUCUGUCAUUUAAUCAAUGUGUAUAGGAUAACACGAAAUAUGUUACGUACAACAACAUAACGUUAUAAAAACGUCCAUUUAACAAUAUAAUUUCAAAAAUAUUAUAGUUUUAAUCACAGCCGAGCCUUAAUGCACAUCAAAUUUGCAAAAAAUCUCUUAAAAUAUCAAAAGUUCGAGCCCUGGUUACAAUAAUUAUAAACAUAUAUUUCAGACGGAGUUUGUUGGAUAUGAAUUUAACAUUAAUGCCGACGUAACGCUGGUGGGUAUCACAAUACACGAAUGUAGUGAAAUAGCCUACUUAUUUCGCCGUUGUGUUGUUUAUUUUUUUUUUUUUUUUUAGAUAAAGAUCUAGUCGAUUUAGACCUAAAAGACAGACAAGACUGUUGGAAUCAUGUCUGACGGAUAUAAAUUUGAUGGAAAUAGGAAUUUAGUUUUAAUUUUAAUUGUACUAGUAUUUGAUUAUACAUCAUAUUCACCCGUAAAAAUGAUCGUAUAUUUUUCCCUUAAAUGAGUGUAGAAUAGUUGAUAAGCGGAAAAAAAGUCUUAUUAUUAAUAGGUGGGUCAUUCAAGGAUAAAACAAAAUUGGAAAUAAUAUUAUGAAAAUCGUUUUUAAUCCCUUCGAAAAGUUUGACAACAAAUUAUAAGACACAAGAAUUUAUUAUUGUUUAUUAUACGUUAUUUUUAGAGUUUUGAAAGUUUUGGUUUUUUAAACUGAGCCGUGUUAAAUAUUAAUUUUUUCGAAUUGAGUUCAAUAGUCGAGAACUCGAUUUUACUAGUAAGUAUAAAGAAUCUCGACCAACUCUAGUAAUAUUAAUAAUAUGAUAUUUGUGUCAAAUAAUUUAUCAAUAUAGUAUGAUUUUUUUUAUCACGAACUAUCGAAGAUCCAUGAACAUUUUGAGUAAACUUGAUUUUAUUUUACCAGGCAUUUUACAAUAUUAUUUGCGAAAUUAUCGACAUUUUACCGUUAUUAUUGUGAAACAUUUUCACCACUUAGUUAUUGAUUUUUGAUUUAAUAUUUGUAUAAAAAAAAUAAUACGAAAAAUUUAAUAAUAUUAACCGUAUAAAUUUAGACUAUAAAUAUUAUAAAAAUGAAAAUUGCCAAAAUAAUUAGCCCUUUCUAUACCUAUAAUGACUUAAACUGAAAUUAAAUCAACUACAAAACAAGAUCCCAGACUCUGCGGUUAUUAACCUGGAAGUGAUCCAAGUCGUUGUUUUCCACUUCAACAACUUUGAUAAUUCAAUAUUUUUAACGUUGUAGUGGGUUCGAUUUAACGACGACACACUAUAUGCUAUAUGUAAAUAACAUUCGUAAUCCAGAAAAAACAACAGCAUUUAUUCCACAAAAUACGGUUACAGAAAAUAUUUUGAAUUUUUCUCAAAACGAGAGACUAUUGCAGCCAACUGUGCCCAGUUGCAAAUGUAUUAAAUAUUUUCUCCGCUAAUUUUAUACACUUUCGUCGGCAUUCUUUGGAUCAAGUGAGUUCAAAUUCGGGAAUUCAAGCUCUUUUAUAGGCUCACCGAAAUGGUACAAGUUGGGUAGAGUUUCAAUAUAUUCAAUAUAGAUUUUAUUGUGUUGUUGUUGAGGGUGUAUUUUAUAUUUGAAUACCCCUAAAUGACGGAGGAUGAAAUUUUGUAUAUGUAUGACAUUAGUUUAAAGGAUAUUACUUUUGAUAUUUCAACAUUUAUCGCAGUUUGAUUAAACACAUUUCGAAACAACCCAAUUUUUAUGAAAUUCAUAACAAUUUCAAUUUACAAAUAUACAAAAAUAAAUAAAUUCAUAGUGGCGAUUUUUUUCGGUCACUAUGUACAACACAAAAUAAAUUUCAUGUUCAAAUUUCGAAAACUUUUGUUGGACCAAAAUUGUCAUCUUAGUAAAGACAAAUUAAGUCAAAAUCAUAAAAUCCUUAUUUCACCAAUUACAAAAGAAAUGUUCUAUCAGAAACUUCCUUGAAGUUUAUGGUUAGGAUAAGAUGUCUGAAAGUGGUAUACAGCUAGGCAGAGAUAUUUCCAGUGGAGGGGGGAUGAAGGGGGAAGUCGUCUUCCCAUAUCUUGGAGCUUUUUAAAAAUGUAUUUAGUAUAUAUUUUUGAUUUGUUUGAAACGUUUUGAAAAUAAUGUGCUUUCUGUAAAAUUAUCAAAAUAAUAUUGGCUAUAUUGUUUUAAACUUGUAUCGUUUUGAUUAGGUAAACUGUUUUUGAACUCGUAUCGAAAUCUCUGAUACGAGUCGAUAUGUAUUACCCGUAAACUGCAUACAUGUAACUUUUGGAACACUCGGUUUUGAACCGAUACGUAUCGGAUACACACAGAUUCCUUCUAUACAAAUGUAUAUGAUAUUAAAUGGUAAAACGUAUGAUUUCCAAGUCGUUAACAAUUAUCAAUUUAUACAUUUAUUCUGUAUAGCGAUGCAUUAUUUGUUUUUAUUUAGCAUUAAUUUAUAUUCUACUUUAUUAUUUGCAAGAUUCGUUUAAGACGUUUGAUUAAUUUUGAUGAUAUAAAUUGAGUUUUAUACUUGCAUUUUAUAAGUAUUUCCCGAAAUUUUUACGAACAGAAUGACUAAAUCUUCUCAACAAAAACGAUAGAACGAAAAAUUGUGAUGCCCAACAAGCUCACUUCAUGGCUUGAACGCCAGAACAAGUGAACCCAUGGUGAAUGAUACAGUUAAAUGUAAAUAAUUGAUCUGUUUAUCGCUUUGAAAACUUCAAACGAAAAAUAGAUUUGUAGUUUAAUUUGUUAUUAUGCGCUACUCAAUUAUAUAAUACAUAUAUAUAGAUACGUAAUAUUAUUCACAUUUAUAAUUACAUUUUCCUGUUUUAACAUGUAGGAAAAAUAGUCCAACGCAUGGCCUCUUAAUACACGUUUAUUUUAAAGGUAAUUACAUAUUUCAUAUUAACUAUAAGUGAUUUAAAAUUAUAUACAAAGACCGAGUUCAAAUUUUAAAUUCCCCUCCCCCCUCUCUAUAGAUUUUUCUAUAAAAACCUCUUUUUACAGGCAGAAAAAUAUAAUAAAAAAACCAAUAAAUUUAUCAUUUAAGAUUAUAGAAAUAAUAAAUACAAAUUACCCAAAGCAUACGCAUUAUAAUAGUAUAGAUAUUUGCUAUGCGUUAUAAGGAAGUCGUCGGUUUACACCAGGUUCCCGGGGCUUUCACAGUAGACAAAUAUUCAUUAUACGCUUUUAAUUCAUCAAUUAUGCAAAAAAAGGAAUACGACCUAAAUAAAGUAUAACAUACAGACGAAUGAGUGAAAGUACACGCGAUCGCGUGUUGACGAGUUUAAAAUAAUAUUUCCCCACGUUUAAUUCAGCGUAACAUUUAUGUCGAAUCUAUCUUAUGCGAAUACUCAACUCAACCUAAUCUAAUCUAACGCGUUAGUUCAGGAAAAAAAAAAAAUGUAACACAUAAAGAACGCGAUGAUGGUGUACACUCAGUCCCGAGAGGUGAAUACGAGCAUUAGACUUGUGACAGAUAAAGGCGGGAUAGCUUAGUUUUAGUAAUUAAAAGUCUAAAAGUCUUGUUAAUCUAUAUGGAAAAAAAAUACUGCUCACGGGUAGACCACUGUUUCAGAUAGUAGAGAAAGUAGGAUACACGAGACAAUUUAUUUUAAGCAUGUUCAAAUUAAUAUUUGCAUAUGACGUGAAAAUUCGGAACAGUUUCAUUAACCGUAAAAAUAUUUUCUUCGAGAUAAAAAAACACAUUUUUCUAAAACAAAUAGAUUUUUCAUUAAAAUCGGUUUAUCGAAGAUAAAAAAAAAAAAAAAUAGAAGACCUGAUACUGGACACGGGUGCACUACUGUUAUAGAUGUGAAUUCGGGAACGUAGGAUAUAUAAAUUUGUUAAAUUCAUACCUGUAAGAAACGAUAAACCAUUGCUUACGUAAAACGACUCGGAACAAAGUUCGUUUGUACAUGUUUUAAUAGGUUAUAAUAUUUACGAUUUUUGACAAAAUUUGAUCUUAUAAUUCUUAUAAAAAUAAAAAAUCUACGUUACACUCAAGUUUUGUGUUCUGACCACUACGUAUGACAUAUUAAAAUGAACCUUCUAUCAAAUUGUUUAUUAUUUCUGUUUAGUCUAGCAGUUUAAUCCAUUGAGUAUCAACCAAAUACAUAUACAUAAAAAAAAAAACAGCAAAAUUAAAGUGUCUAUAAAUAGCUGAAAUAGUCUAGAUAAAGCAAAUAUGAAUUUUCUGCUAACAUUCCAAGUCACUACAAAUAUUUUUAAUUUAACUACAAUAAAAAAUAAAAUAAAAAAUAUUAAAAUAACUAUGUUCGUCAAUUUUCCCGAUUUUUCUACGAUUUUUUCCGAUUUUUCCAAUUAUGAUUAAAACUACUUGGGAAAUAAAAAAAAAAAUGUCUUUCUUUGUGAGCAUCUUAAUCCGAAAUGAAACAAAAAAGUUCUAUUGUCGUUUUUCUAUCGGAGUAUUAUUUUUAGUAAAAACAUUUAGUUCGUGUAAAUUCAAACCAAUGAAAUCGGUAACGCCUUCGCGUGCCAUAAAUAUUUUCCGUUUUACCCAUAAAAUGUUCUUUCAGGGUUUUUCUAUUUAUUUCAAAAACCCAUUGAAAAAUCAAUCGAUUCGUCGGAGCAGGAGUUCUGGUAGAACAUAUGUUCACUGACAGUAACAGAAAAAAAAAACACACGUAUUAUAUUAUAGAAAAACCAAUACGCUCCGAAUCUAAAACAAAAAAAAAAAACCAAUCGCGGCCGAAGGGAGUGCUAUGUUUUCGCGGUGAAAACGCGAUAAGCAUAGCGAAAACGGCGUGCGUUAACCGGAAGAAACGGUAACCGCGGUCCGACAAUAACCGUGACCGAAAUACGUUUGGCGAUUGUACGAGGUCUGAUAUAAUUUCGCGGUGACGUCAUAUCGGGUCACCGGGCCAGAGUAUAAAUGUGCCGGACGAACCGGUGGAAGCGUUCAGUUCGCUGACGGCCGCGUACGAGUUGUGUCAUUCGACGACCGCGUCGCACGACUGAAAUUUAAUGAUUAUAAACACUCCAAGAACCUUACGAUGUGUAUCUAUGCAUUUAUUUGACAAUAUUAAUGAGCCCGAGUACGAGUGAAAAUUUCGGAGAAAAAAAAAAAUUAUAAUAUUAUUCUACGCAUAGGAAAAUUCGUCGAUUUUUUUUUUUUAUAAUAAAAUUUAUCUUUGCAUUUUCUUAUGCCAUAGUAAUAUAUUAACGAAUAGUAAUUUUAAGAAAAAUGACUUAUUAGUAGACAAAUUUUUUUUUAUUUUUUUUGUAUUUUGAAAAUACUUUUUAAAUCAUCCAUACAAACCGAUUAAAAAUGCGAAAAUUACCAAAUUUACCUUUAAAUAGCUCUAAUAUUUUGAAUAUUAAUUCCGUAGUAUAACCUAUAAAGGAUUAAUAUAAGUAUCGACGAUUAUUUUCGACCUUAAUUAAUAUAAAAAAAAAAUAACAUUUUUUAACUAUUUAUCUGACAGAAAUGUUGUUUACAGAUACAUCGAAAAAACAUACGUCACAUUAUAGUAAAACCAAUACAUUCCCCGAUGCUUUCAUAAACUAACAUAAUAUUGAAAAUUACGAAAAAAACGUUUACGUUAAGUGUGAGGUAUUUUUAAUGCAACGAUAUGUAAUAUUUAGUCUACGCGCAUAGAACAGUAGAGCAGGUGUUUUCUUUUAUUAUUAUAAUAUGAUCAGUAUAGUAUGUACCGGUGUUUUUGUAAACCAAUUUUCUUAAAAAUUUAUUUUAUGUAUUUUUCCAGGCAUACUCCAAUAAUAAUUUGAUUUUCUCGGGUCUUUUUUUUUCUCUCAAUAUUAGUAUAUUUUUUGAAAAAAAAACAACAUUAACCUAACUUAAACAUAACUUGAACUUACGACUUGAAUUGAAAACACAAUGGGUUGAUGGGCCCCCUCCCGUUGACAAUAAAAUUCAUACGAUAUCUUUGUUAAAUAUGUAUAAAAGAAACCCAAAUCGUUUUAAUAUAAAAAAUGUUUUAUUUUUUUUCGUAUAUUCAUUAUUUUUCUUUAUGAAAUAGUAAGUACAUGAAUAAUUUAUGAAAAUAAAUUUAAAAAAAAGAGAAGAUCGACAAGUUUUUAUAAUAUUAUUAAAAUAAGGUUUUUCGGGAGUAAAUAUUUGCGCACUUAACGCAUACAUAAACAUCGUAUAAUACGACCGUGUUGUAUAUAAAACUUACCGAAAAAUUUAACUAGACUGUGCUAUCGAGACGACAGAAAAUAUACAGGGGCAUAUUAUUACUAUAACAACGAGAUUUUGAUUUUAUCCGUUUGCUGGGCGAUUUGUAGCGGACAACGUAAAACUUUGAACAAGCCAAUAAAGGCUUAUUUAUGGUAAUUCGCGUUUUCGCUGUUGGUACGGUCGUUUACAAAAAAACCGUCGUAUUAAACAAAUUGUUCUAUUUUGAAUUUUGUAUAUUAUGGCACCUCGUCAGUCGACACUGAUAUUUCUCUGGCUGUCUUAAUAUAACGGCAACAAAGGCACAAUCCGCAUUACACAAUCGCGACUCUCUGACCGAGGUUAUGGUAACAAGAGACCUACGCUUUUUAUAAAGAAGCGCACGGAAUAUGAAUCGAAAGAAUGAUUUCUAUUUUGAUUAUUUUACUUUUUCAUAUCGAGAUACGAGUAUUUUUUAUUUUAUCUCUUAACCUUUAAUCGUAUUAAAAAAAAAAAAAAACUAGGCCAUAAUACAAACUAAAUCAAAAAACCUAAUCUUCAAGUAAUCCGUUACAAUCAGCCGGUUCGAACACCUCAAAAAUAUCCAAUAUUUAUCGCGGAAUAUAAAAAUCUUAAUGCAAAGUAAAUCAUUUUAAACCCAUCACUGUUUCUUAUUCUUUUAUCUCAAAUUCCUGUGGGUGUCGUGGAUAAAUUUUUAAUUAAAAAUAGAAUACAAUUCUAUUUUAUAAUAAAAAUUUGUUUUUUCCUAAAAACCGACCGGAAUGUCGGAAUCUGCAGAAUCGCCAAAGGUCAUUGUUAUUAAACUACGCACUAGAUAGACGGAUUAAACACAAUUUUUCAGUGGCAGAGGGUCCCGUUUCAAUAUAAUAGGAUUGUCUGUAGAUUUGACCAAAUUUUAAAAUUUUUUUGUAGUAUUAUUUUAGAUUCUGAGUGGAGCGAGGAAUGUAUCGGUUUUAUAAUGAUGUUUAUUUUUCUAUGUAAACACUUAUUUCUACCAGAAAGCAUACUCCGAUAAAUCAAAUAUAUCACCUUUUCUGAAAGUAAAUGCUUUUUAGGUGAUACUUUUAAGAGGUCAUUUUUUGAAAUUCUCAUUAAUAUUCGAGAGAAUAAGAAAAACUUCGGUCUUUAAGUUAAACAAGAUUGAAAGAUUAAAAAUAAGGUUGUCAUUGGCAACCGUUUUUAUUUAGUUUUUAGUAUUAUUAAGUUUUUAUUAAUUUAAAAUAUUUUUUAAACAAUUAUUGUCGUCAUAAAAACGCACAUUUAUGUAACCAUUUUGUGAUAAUAUGACAUAUUAAAUAUUGUUGUCAAAGCAGCUUUCUAUUCAGCAGCUAUUCUGAGUUAUCAAUUGAAAUCCGCUCAGAAUUAUUUUUUCGUUAACAAUGGUUUAUCGUCGCUUACAGAUAUUUAUAUAUAUAUAUGUUAAAUUCCUGUCUGUAUCCCACCUUCCCAACUUCCCACUUACAUCAGUGGCUACUCCCACGUGUGAAAAAUAUCCGUCUUUUUAAUAUUUUGUUUCCACAGACUAUACAAAAUUCCAGUCCACGAGCAUUACUUUUAAACGAUUAACGCGAUUAAGUGCAUUUUAUUAUAUUUUGAUGAUUCGAGUUGAACGAAAAACGGCAUAUUGGUAAACCGUCAGUAUGAACUGACGAAUAAAUAAGUUCCCGUGUGGUCCAUAGAACAAAAAUCGAUAUUGACAAAUUUAUAAGCCGCUAAACGCAAACGACUGCGUGAAGAAAACAACACGAUUCCCAAGUGACGAUUUAACAACCGUAUGCAUAUUGUUACAUUUCGUGGCUAAUCAAUUUCGGCUGAAAACCGAUACGUAUUCUCCUUAUCAAUUAUAUUAUAGGGCUUUAAAAUUUGUUUGGUAUUGCAUUCUGAUGAUAUUUUACACCGUCGUGCGUGCGGUGUAAAUAAAACCAUUGCAUUAUUCGCCUGAACACGAUUAUUUUGUAUUUUUUUAAUACGCUAGCGGUAAACAAAUUUUAGUACACCCGUAUAAAAUAUGCGCGGUAAACGAUUUUGCUGGUACGUGACAAUUUUUAUAUUGUAAAAAAACAGUAAUAAUUUCGAUGAAAGGGCCCGAACGAAAUUUUCAAGCGAAAAAAGUUUUACGGUUAAUAAAAUUAGAUAUAGGUACGUAAUUUGCGUAUGUAAACAGUGCGUCGUUUCGUAGCGUUAAAAAGGCUUUAUUUAUUGAAUUAUUACAUUUUAAUGAAAAAUCAUACCUUUUAAAACAUGUGUAUCCAAACUUCGCUCCGAAUGAUUUUUAAAUAGCAAUGAUUAAUCAUUGAAUACAGAUAUACAUUAAAUUUCCCUCUAUAUCCAACCUUCCCAAUUUUCACCUAAAAUAUUGGCCCACUGAUCGUGCGAAAUAUGUACAUUUUCUUUUUAUCAACUUUACAACGAAAUUCAAAUGGCUCUUCAUUUGUUUGACGUGGACACGAUUAUAACCACAGAUAGUAAUAACUCCCCUAAAAGAAACUUUUGAUUUUGUCUUACAAAUUCGUUUGUUAUAUACAGAUAUAAUUUCACAUAUUAUAUUAUAAAUAAAUUAUUGUUUUUUUUUUUUUUUUUUUUACCAAAAUUAUUUUAAAUUCUGUGUGUAGGGAUUACGGUUUUUUUUUUCGAAUAUGUAUUUUUUUUCUCACUAUUUCGGUUAGUAAAAAAUGUUCCGAGCUUUUCACCUGCAGCAUUUAUUAAAACAUGCUAAAUUUCUGUUUAGUGGUGUUUUAUUUGAACAAUUUUUCUACAAAAAAAAAAAUAUAAAAAUCGCUAAAAUAACAAUGCAUGACAUUUUUAUGUUUGAGUUACGUUGGCUGUGAUGGGAAAAAACACAUACAUCUAUUUCCGUAGUUCUCCGAGCUCAUUUUUCGAUCUCUCAAUGAUUUAUCGUCGCUGUCAGUAUACAAAAUUAAUGGUGAUCUAUGUGGCUACACACGAUUUUUUGAAAAGGGUUGAAUUUUUUCGUAAUUUUUUGUGUUAUAAUUAAAAUAAUUGCAUUACAUUUAAUUAUGCUUUUAACCGCCGUUAUGACUAUAACGGCAGGUAGUUAAUAAUGAUAAUUAGUACCCGUCUGACUAGUAUUUUGAUCAUCUUUUUCAUGUGAUAUUAAUUGCGCACCCGUUUCGCGCGUAUAAAAUAAUCACUCAAUUCGACGGCGUAAAUUAUAUUUACUAUAAUAAACUGUAUAAAUACGACUAAAUCACGCGACGCUUUUUAAAAAAAAAAACCAAUGAUUUCAGUAAACGGAUAACUCGUAAUUUAUUGUUUACGGGGGAGGAUGCAUUUGAAACAUAGUUAUUUUUAUACCGUCUUAAAUUUCGGUUUCCGGUGUUUCGGAGAAAAAGUGUAAUAACUAACAAAACUACCUAUAUAGUUGAUACAUAUACCUAAUUUUUUUUUAAUAUUAUUAUUUUUUUUUUUAUCAAGGACGUCUGCUCGUACGCGUCGGAAAGGUAGAAAGUGUAAUACCGAGAAACGAAAACGAAGUUGAAGGCCAAAUUCUAACCUAACCGCAACACUCCUUACGCUAUAUAAUAUUACGUAGAUAGUUUUAAUACCAUUACGAAUUCCCGUACGUUUUCGGGUCGUAUAUGGUGUAUACUUCUAUAUGUAAUGCAUACAAAUAAUUAUAACAUCACUAGUUGUCCCGCGCGGCUUUGAUCGGUGUCAGUAUUGAACGACGAAAAAAAAAAAAAGUGUAUUCAAGCGAUUCUCCGUAUUUCCAUCCCCGUGCACUCUGAUUUUAUGACGAUUAUUACGGCCCCUACACCGACUACCGCGGUGUAAUCCGUUUAUUCGUCACACUUUUUUUUUUUGUUUUUUGUUUCAUCCGUACCGCCCACCAUAGAUCAAUACAAAUAAUUCGAUUUUUUUCGUACCGAAAAUACCAGUAAUAACCAACUGUGACAGCCUUCCUUUAGGGGUUGAAUUUCGGGUGGAAGGAAAGUGGCCUGUAUUACGUUAUUCCUGGUCUGGAACUUUCGCGUUUAUAACAUCAUUAUACAUACCUAUUAUAAUAGGAUUAGUGGUAUUAGGUAACACUCGGCAAAUCGAAAGUAUCUUACGCACAUGUUCGUAUAGCUAGGACUCGACAGGGCUGACUCAAGCAUCUCAAAAGCGGACGAACAGUUCAGAAUUUACACGUGCAUAGAACGGGAAUUUAUGUGAGAACGAAAACGUCGAUACAUUUGGGCUCUGGUUCAUUAAUUCGUAGUUCGUAACUGUUAACAUUUUGAUUUUACUACGAUGUGUGCUAUGCAUUUUCUUUUUUUGCAGAACACCACUAUUCCACCAGUAAUCUUACUCCAAUCAAACAAAUUUACAGCAAUUUUUUUUUUACGAAAUUUAGUCUAGUUUGAUGCGCAUGUAUUUUCUUUAUAAAUGGGAGAAAACCGGAAAAAAAAACGUCGAAAAAAUGGAAAAUUUACACGAUAUUACGCUCCCUGUAUUAUUCUCAAUUUCCGUUUAUUGUUAUAUUUAUUGUAAUUCUGUUGAACAUUUCAUGUUCUGGUUUGGAAAAAUGUUUGUUGGGUUUUAUGUGGAUAAAAUUGUUUUAGCCAGCAAUUUAUUACAAAGCUCAACAAAAUCGUUUCACAAUUAGUGAUAAAAAAAAAAAAAAAACAAUGUUGUAGUUUUUUUUUUUUAAAUAUUUUAAGUUAAAAUUUCGAUGAAAACCGUAUUCAAAACAAUUAGCUUAACCGAACUUCGUUCAGAAUCGUUUUCGUUAGUAAUGAUUUAACUUUGCGUAUGGAUUAAAUAAUACUGUUUUAAGUAAAUUUGUUUGUUUGCUCAGAAAACUUGAGAUUAUCGAGCGGUUAGGUGCAAAAUAAACCGUCGGUUUCUCGGGUGAUACGACUAAUAAAGAAAAAAAAAAUCACUUCAGUGCAAUAAACUAAGUAAGUUAAGGUGACCAAAUAUGGUGUGCUUCAAAACGAUGAAAUCGGUACUAGGAACCUAUGGUACGAUAGCGAUGUGUGCAGUUUAUGGCGAUUCGCGACUUCACGGCUCGGCGGAGUUUAUGCGCGUCGGUCGCGUGCACUUAUGCGAUCCUGGUACGAGAGACUCGUAUUUCCUGUUGUAACGCUUGCGCCGAAAACAUUUAUACAAAAAAAAAUUAUAUACCUACUCGGACGGUUUUAAAGAAAUAAAUUCUAUUUACUAGCGGGGACUUGAGUCCCGUACCUGAGUGUAGGGGGCAAAAUUAGCAAUUGCCCCUCUCCUGUGUGCCAUAUAACGUUACAUCAUUUAUUAAUUCCUAAUUUUGACGAAAAAUGUAUUCUAUUGUCAAUUAAUAAUUUAAUGUUUCAUCUCCCUUUCCCCCCUAUUUCGCCGUUUUUCGAUUAUUUAUAGUGUUUCGCGAGCAUACGAGGAAUACAAACAAUCACAAAUCAUAAUAAUAUAUUAUAGAGUAAAACCGCUCAGCUCAGAAUCAAAAAAAAAAAAAAAAAACAUGUACAUAAAUCGCACAACGUGUGGGCCACUGUUGUAGAUGAGAAGUUGGGAAGAUGGAGGAUAAAUGUAAUGUAUAUUUAUACGCAUCGAUUAUCCAAUGUUAGCGAAAAGCGAUUCUGAGCGGAUUUCGGUGAAUAGUAUUGUUUUUUCAAUAACGUAUAUCUAAUAUAUGUAUGCAUAUUAUGUAUUAUGUUAAAUAUAAUACAUUUCGUUGAACAUCUUAAGAGGACGUUAUACUCGCAUCUACCGUCUCAAUUCAGAUAACAUACAUAAACAAUGCUUACGCAGAGUAAGUUAAACUAGCUUGAUUUUGAUUUUGAACACUUGAAAAUCGGAUAAAAAUUUAUGGUAGAAAAUUUGUCCGCAGAAAAAAAAUAAAAUAAACAUCAUUGUAAAACCAAUACAUUCCUCACUCCAUUAAGAAUCUAAAAUCUAAAAGGGCCUGACUGUUCAAGUCAUGUAAAUGAUCAGUCUCUUACGAAAAAUCAAUCAUGUUAGAAUUCGUCGGUCUUGUAGAAAUUAAAAGAAACUCAGGGGGCCAGUUUAAAUACCGCAUAAAAUAGCAGUAGCAUAUUUAAUAGCACCGCGUAGUGCCAUUGGCAGUUACACGCUAAUAAACGAAUUCAAAAAUAGCCUAUUAUAAUUCCUUCGUAUUACUAUCAUUGCUGUUGUGUUUCGGGAUAAAGACUGUUCGUGUCUUAUCAAUAAACCGUUGUUGUCUACCCUAUAUGAUAGCUGCUAUCACAAAUAGUCGUUAUUGUCACUAGUUGGUGCCACUGUAACUGGUACUACUUAGUAGCAGUGUCGCGUAAAACAUGUCAUAAAAAAAUAGUGAUAUAUAUGCUGAUAUUUCACAGCUAUUUUCGGUUUUAGGUUAUCAGUUUGCUAUUUAUUUCGUUAGCAGGUUACGCUGCUCGUCUUUAACACGGUAUAUUAUGACAAUUUCGAAUUCUUGAAUGAUCGUGUAGCAAGUUAUUGUCGCGCGAACGACGUAACAAUGUAGUACUCGCACGGAGAAAGGUUUGACGGCGAACAUUCCGACGAUUGAUCAAUAAACAGAUAAACACAUUUCGUUAAAAAAAGAUUAUUCAUUUUAGAUAUGAUAAUAAAAUAUUCGGUUUCUUUUAUACAUAAUAGCAUAAUAUCAUUAUAAUAAGAAAAAACAAACAAAAACCGACAACCGUCGAAAGUGUGUGUGCCGUGUACGAAAUAAAAUAUAACGUUCGCCGUUCGUUGUAAAUUCUCCAAAUUAAACGUGAUAUAAUAGCUCGGCGUAAGAUGUUUUUUUUUUUUUUUUUUUUUUACUGAGAUUCAAUCGAGAGCGAAGAUUUAAUUAACAAAACUAAAAAUCUGUAAGAGUGUUUAUUUAUUUUCUACUCUCCGUUCUAGGAACCGUAUUAUUUAUUUAUUUUUUAACGUACGUACCUAUUAACGUGUGCAUAAAUUAUCUUCCCGACAGGCGUACUGCAAAUGAAUAAUAAAUUAUUGUGGUAUUCAUUAAUUUUUUUUUUUUUUUUUUUUUUUACGAUCACGACGACAGCGUUUUAUAAUACCGGGUCGUUUAAGUACCGAAAUUGCGUAAUAAAACGUCAAUACUACCGUAUCGUUUAUAAUAACAGCAAACCGAAUCGUUUGUUUGUGUGUGUGUUUUUUUUUUUUUAAACACGCAUGUAAUUGAAACGAAAUUCAAUUUAAAUGUUAAUAUGAGGGCAUCGCGGUAACAUUUUGCCAUCUCCGUCUUUCUAAAGGGCCAAUAUACAGGAAGAUCUGCUAUACGAAAUCACUUUUAUUCCGUUCGAUAUUUUUAAGUUUUCUUUUUUCUGGUACCAACCAUGUAGACCUAUAUUCCGAUUUUUAUAAUUCCUUUAUUAUUUUAUGAAUAUCACAAUACAUGUGGAUAACAGCCCUUUUCCAGUAGUCAAAUAAUAGUUUCGGUACUUAUAUAGUUGUCAGUUCCUAAGUAACCGCAUGGAUAGAUGUACAGAUUCGGAGCUAUUGAAUUGUCUCCCAAAUGCGGGUAAUCGACGAUUUUACGCAUUGAAUUGGUUCCCUAGGUUUAUUAAUUGAGUUGGUUUCCGCAGCAUUUAUUUUAUAAAUCCAUUGGUUACACAAUUUGUUUGAGAUGAUAAUUUAAUUUCAUAUUAAUCUAAUAAAAAAUACAAAUAUUAUAUUUUAUAAUUCAUUAAAACUGUGACCGUUUAAUGCGUAAUCGGACUAAUGAUUAGAUAAUUUGCAGAAGUUAUUCGGUACUGCGACGCUAUACAUAUUAAAGUCUCGUACUUUUUCAAUUUUAUGUAUUUUAAAGAACAACUUUAUAUUUUGACAACAACUUGUUCAAAAUUGUAUUGGAAAUCAAUUCAAUAUUCGGUUUUAUGGGAGCUAAUUCCUUGUCCGAUGAGGUACGCCACUUAAACUCGUGAACCAAUUCAAUGGUUGCCUGGCAGAUUGAUGUCUGCUUGGGAGAAAUCUAAACUUUGCAGUCCAUACCGAGGCUAUUACGCCGUCACAACGGCCCGUUUUGACACAACAGAAGUCGGUCCACCGGGAAAAUCUUGGUGUGUCCGGUGUGUCUGUCCGUUCUUAUCAAGUAGUCUGGAGAAAAUGCGGGACACACUUAUGAAAAUGACAGACAUGCUUCGCACGUAGGUGCAGCCACUGUUGUAGAUAGAAAGUUGGGAAGGUAGGAUAUAGACGGGAAUUUAAAGCAAAGAUAAUCCAAUUCUAAUGAGAAAACGAUUCUGAGGGGAAUUCAUUUAAUAGUGUUGCGUCGUCAAUAAUAUAUAAGUAUAUCAUAUUAUGUUAAAUAAUUAUAUGUGAAUUUAACGUUUUUUUUUUUUUUAAAUAAUAAUAUUUUUAUAUAAAAAAAACUACUGGAAAAAUUAAAAAAAUGAUCACCUAAGUACAACUGCAGUCAGAUUUCCUUUCGGAAAAAGUGCUAUGCUUGUAAAUCGGAGCAAUAUUUCUGGUAGAAAAGUUGUUUACAGGUAAAAAAAAAAAAAAAAAAAAUGAAAAUAAACAUCACCUAACACCGUAAGUUUCUUCGCUCCACUCAGAAUCUAAUACGGUACCUAUUUUUUUUUUUUAUUUCAUUCGCAAAUCGAUCGUAAAUCCGUCCUAGUUAAAAGAAUAAUUAUUAAAUAACACUACGUUUUUGUACAACGCGGUAAAAGUACACUAAAAUAAUAAUUAACGUCCGGUAUAGUACUGAAAUUGGAAAGAACGAUUUAGCAAGUGGGCGGUAUACGGUAAUCAUCGAAUAUACGCUAAAAUGAGAAAUAUACUUACGUACACGGAACCGGUUCUGCGUACGCGUAGAAAAACCGUAACGGCCGGACGGCGUUAAACAAAUACGGUCUGUUGGAAGGGAUGCAACCGCAGUAACCGUACAACAUAAAUACGGCGAAUUUCGAGUGAACCUAAUCAUUAAGUUUCGAACGGCAAUCCACACAAGUUCAAAGCUAAAAUUUAAAAAAAACCGAAAAAAUGGCCGCCAAGGUACUGAGCAAUUUUGUUAAUUGACACGGUUGUGUAUUUUUCGUAAAUUUAAAUUGACUUUUACGGUUUAAUUUUAUUUCAGAUGAUCGUUUUCGCCGCCUGCGUGGCCACCGCUCUCGCCCAAUACGCCGCCCCUGCUUACCCGGCGCCCGCUUACUCGGCACCCAAAGCUUACGCUCCGGAGCCCUCGUACGCCCCGGCCCCGUACAAAUUCGAAUACAGCGUCAACGACCCGACCACUUACGACGUCCACAGCCAGUCCGAAUCCAGCGACGGUAACGGUUACGUCAAGGGAACCUACAGCCUGGUCGAACCCGACGGUUCCACCCGCGUCGUCGAAUACACCGCCGACGAUCACAGCGGUUUCAACGCCGAAGUCAAGAAGAUCGAAGGAUCCGGAUACAAGGCCCCGUACAGCGCUCCGGCCCCAGCCUACAAAGCCGCCCCGGCUCCAGCCUACAAAGCCGCCCCGGCCUAUAAACCAGCUUACCCAGCAGCACCAGCAGCUUACCAAGCACCAGCAGCUUACCCGGCCCCAGCAGCUUACCCAGCCCCAUCUUACUCGGCUCCGGCUUACAAACCAGCCUACAAACCAGCUUCUUACGCGGCUCCGUCAUACUCAGCCCCGGCCUACAAACCGGCUUCCUACUCGGCUCCGUCGUACUCCGCACCGGCCUACAAACCGGCUUCCUACUCAGCCCCGUCAUACUCCGCACCGGCCUACAAACCAGCCCCAUACAAGGCAUACUAACUGUAGUACCGAUCAAACCCUCCGCCUUUUACCAUUGAGCUUUCCGUUAUAGGAACACGCUCGUCUUUCCUAAGACAUAUUAUGUAAUAACGUGUACCGUGUCUGAUUUUUAAAUAAAUUAUUACGAAACAUUUUUCGAUCCGAAAUUUAAAAUUUGUACUUUAUUCAGCGGAAUCGAUUUCGUUUCCUAAGCGUGGUCCACAUAACGAUAUUACGAAUGUAAGAAUAUGUUAUUUUACGAUGGGUUAUAUUUUAUUAAUAUUUCGUGUACCAUCGGCACUUCAGUUGGAUAACUAUUUUCAAAAACACUUUGUAAGUAGUUUGCAUUGCGUCUAUCGCGGAGACGACAUAUGUAUGACGAUAGUAGAGCGAUAGUAAAAGACUUGAUUUUAGAGUGAAUCUCGAUAGAAACUUCUGUGAAAUUUCCACACGAAAGUGAAUUGAAUUCAAACGAUUGUAUGUGUUCACACGGUGACAAUUGUUGUUGUACUCGGGAUAGUUAUUUUUAACCGACGUACGUAUACGAUAGCGUGACAUUUGCUUUGACGAUUGCUCCUAUCGUCCUUCCAACACUACGGACAUUUAUAAUGUCGUGGUAUUGCGUCAAGCGUAAUAUUUUGAUAAAUAUACCACAUGCGGUCGAUUUAAUGACGCAAAAAAAAGCACGUUGAUAAAAUAACACCGUGUUAUUAUUACUAAACAAUAAGUGCUUUAAAGCCAUAUUCGGACAGGCCACGAUGAAUCGCAUAAAAUAAUAUUCAGUUCUAAUGCAUCGAGUCGUAUAUGCGACUGUUAGUUUUAAUUGAAAAAUUGUUUCCGGGACAAAACGUUUUGCGUUGCGGUCGAAGUUAGAAGUCCGUUCGUGAAAUUCGUGGACAAUGCAAAUAUUGUAAUUUGAAUACUCUAAUUUGUCCUCGAUUAAUCGUGCUUGGUACAGCGCAAAUAUGUAUCGAACGGCGUUCAAUGUGUAACCCAUACCUACGUACACAUAUACGUUUUAUUGGUUCGAUACCGUGACUGACGAUGGGACAUCUAAUAUUUAUGAACCAAAUAUUCGCGUGUGAGAAAAACGGCCGCGGCCAAUUAUACGAACCGGUCGGUAAUCUCAACGACAAAUAAUCGAUCGCGCGUUAUGUAUUUGUAUGCACGACCGCUGAAUUCUUAACUGUAAUACAUAUUUCAAAAUCUAAAUUAUCGUCGAAAAUACGAAAAAAAAAAGUACGACAGAACACAAAAGUAAUAAUAGUUUUCUUGCCCGUGAUAAUCAAACAAUCAAUCCAUGUCACCUAGGCAACCCGUAAAUAAACAAUUGGAUACUCGUACCAAAUAUAUCUAAAAACCUCUAUUCCAUCCCCUUAGGCGUUGAGAAUUCUAAAAUCUUUUCUUAGCGGAUGCCUGCGUCACAAUAGCUAUCUGUAUGCCGAAUUCCAGCCCGACCCGUCCGGUGGUUUGCGCUGGACGAUGACGCAUCAGCCUGUGUCUGUCAAUCUGUCAGUUCGGGAAAUGUUAUUAUUCAUUAUAUUAUUACAUAAAGAAAUUGAAACAUUUUUUAAACAAAUCUACUAACGACCGGAAGUAUUGGCGUAGCAAAUAUCAAAAAUUGUACAAAUAAAACAAAUAGUUCCUUGUGAGUUUGCGAGUUGACGAUACGUCAUAAUGAUAACGAUAUUAUUGUCUGAUUAAUGAUUGUUCACUAAAGGCGUCUAAUAUACGCUGCAAUAGGAUUUUUUUGCCACGUCAUAGACACAGGUUCGCCAUAUCAUAACAAAUCCGGGGUUUUCGGUCGUUCAAGUGUUUAAACGUUUCUUCGCAAAAUUCAAUAUGAUUGAACACUACGCGUACAGACAUGCCAUUAUCCCAUACCUGUCAGAUGCCUGUUAAUUGCAGUUGAAUAUUUUUGUUGCUGACGACCUUAAAUCAUGUACGAUAUACGAUUCGACAUUUUAUUUGUACUUUCGAGUAAUUAAUUUUUUUUUUUUUUUUAAAUAUUUUCGUUUCUUAGUAAAUACAAUUUGAUACUAUUCAUUUUAUUUUAAAAAAAAAAAAAACAAAAAAAAAAAAUAGAUUCCAUGGGUUGUAUUGUAAUCGUAAAAUACGGUGAGGUGAUGUUUACAGGAAUCACUCAAUAAAAUAUCUCGGACCGAUGCUGCGUAUAGAUGAUAUAAGUGAUAUAUACCUGCUGGCGCAGGCGGAAUACGGAAUUAUAGUUCUACUUAUGACGAUUGGAAAGGACAACUUAAAUAAUUAUUAUUAUACUCGACGAACCCAUAAGGUCGUUGCGGUCGGGUAUAAUUGUAGAGGUCGUUUAUUAAACGUUAAAAUAUCGCUUUUCCAUCGAUAAGUGCCUACCAAGAAAUACGAAUUGUAUAUAAUUAUGUUCAAAUAGAUGUAUAGGUAAUAUUAUCGGACAAAUAUGACACGACAACUUCUCUGCGACGAAUCGAUCCCUAUUUUUUUAUUAUUAUUAUUUUUUUUUUUUUUCAAUAAAUGCAGUGACGAAACACAAAAAUGCACCAAUGAAAUAUUGUAUCACUGCAUCGGUAGCAUUAAAAUUCAAAAUCACGAAUCAUUAUCACUAUGGAUAAUGGAUGUAUAAACGAUAUAUACAUAAUAAUAAAUCAACAAUUUGUACAACCGUAGACGAAAACAGUUAAAUAUCGUAGUGAUUAAACAAUAAACAAUCAAUAAAUAUAUUACCAGUGACAUAUCCAAUUCAUAAACAAUAAAUACUCAUAAUCAGGUUUAGGUAGUCGAUAACGGUAAAUUCGAACAUUCCGUGUGACUUUUCACGGUGAUAAGAUAUUAUAACGUUGCAAUUAAAAUUAUAGAUAGUUAUUAGAGAUAUUACCAUAACGUUUAAUAACAUAUAUCGAAACAAAUAACCGUGAGGAACGUAGGAUAUAUACUUAGGCCGGUUUACGCACUAUCUGCAACCCGCAAUAACGUCGAGCCAGUUUUGAUAUGAUCGGAUCUAUAAUGAUCAGAUCAUUGCCGAAGUCAUUGCCGCUGCCUAUCGAUCUAACUGUAAGCAUAGCCCUUUCCCCCUUAAACCAUAUUAAUUUCUUGUCGUUGAAUAAUGUACUCGUAUAAUUUAUUGUAUCUAUUUCGUAAUUUUUAUUGCAAAAUACGCGGUGCACGUAUAUAUAUGUAUCGAUUUUCGUGUGCUAUCACCAACCUAUACCAAAUCGACAAAAAAUCAAUCGUGAUUUUACGAUUAUUUCUACUGCAACCAUAGGCUAAUACGUAUAAUUAUAUUAUUGUGUAUGGACACAUUGAUCAAUAGCUCGAACGAACGGUUGCAGAAUUCGUCAACUAACACCGCUCCCCCGAAAAAAUAGUCUGGUCUUGAUGAGUUGUGAAUCGCGUUCGCCGCCGCUGUCCACAACGAUACGUUAUAACAAAAGAAAACCGAUUCUGAGCGGCAUUCGGUUAAAUGUUUUGCGAUAGAUUAAAAUUGAUUGCUGUGUUAAUUUGUAAAUACAAAAAAAAAAAUUGGUCAUUCGUGUUUUUAACGAAUUUUAAUAUAAAUUUGAAUUCAAAACGCUGACGAAAACAAAUUAAAACAUUUGUGUCUGGGCAAAACUAAACAAUUACUCGACAAAGUCAAAUAGCUAUUAUGAAUAACUUAAAAAAGAUAAUAUAUUUUGAAGUUGUACUAUUGUAUAGAAAAUAUUACAAUUAGAGGUAUUCGGUGAAAAUGUCAAAUAUCUGCGAGUUUCUGAUCUGUUGAAUUACAGUAGAGAAAAAAAAUAACACAAAAAGUUAUUGCUAUUAAUAUCUAUUCCCGGUUUUUUGAAGUUUUUCCCAGUGAAUCCCAAUUAUUCGGAAAACAACGAAGAGAAACGAAAUUUCGCCUUCUAAAUGCACCAAUUAGAGAACACGGGAACAUUGUGGUAGAUGGUCUACCACAAUGCUCCCAUUUUCUGGUCGAAAAGUUGUUGACGGACAUGAGGAAAAUAUACAUAAAAAAAAAGCACGCGUCGUAGCACAACCAAUACGUUCCACACUUCGUUCAGUAAUAUCAAUUCGCACACAUUAGGUACUUACUUUUUUACAAACAUGUAAAACCGGUCCACUUCUAAGUCUGGAUAGGAAGAUAAUUUAGAGUGGACCAUCAUUUUUGAGGUAGCACGGCACGCGGCCUUUUAGUCACGAUCCACGCUACACUUUUACUACCGAAAAUCAAAAUCGGAAAAACUCGUCAACGGGUUGACGGAAAUCAAACGUUUCAAUACCAGACCGUAUUUCGACUUGUACUCCGAAUGUUUAUGGGAUUUCCAAUAUGGGUGGCCGAGUGAAAAUCGAAAGCGGGUAGGUAUUCGUUUCACCCGCGAAAACGAGGGCGAACGAAAAUAACGGUAAAGUUACGUUUCUGAGCCUGUAGAGCAUUUACUCAAACGUCGUAGAGAAAUUCGAAGAGAGGACACGCAGCUUGUUCGCUUUAUAAACGGAACGCCGGGCAGUAUAAACGUAUUCAUAUUUUAUCGUAUCUAAUGCAAACGGCACACGAGUAGGCGGUUAUUGAUACGUUACACGUACAUAAUUAGUGUAGAUCGAAUAUCAGGAAAAGACGUUUUUUAGCACGGUAAAAGUAGUGUUGUAUCGAAACUCGGAACGGACAAAAUGUACGCGCGCUCGUCUUGAGGUGACUAAUUUAGUAAAGGGCGGUAACCGCUGCGGGCGGUGUACGCCGCCGCGACGAAUACCGGCCUGUACAAAAAUGUAUCACGAGCAUUAAAAUACAAUUUUAUCCGGCCCGUUGCGAUGAAUCACGGCGGUGACGUUUAAGAAUAAUAGUGCGCAAAAAUUGGAAGGGAAAUGAGGUAUCAACGAGGCGCGUACGACAUAAAUACGGGAGCCGAAACGCGAACGGUAUCAGUGAGUCGUGGUCGCAGACGUACGAACGACCGGGGAAAAAAAAGGAAAACAUUUCAAUAAAACCAAAACAAAAAUGGCUGCCAAGGUAUGCAUCAGACGUUUUGUCUCGUAAUUUUCCCUAAAUUUACCCGUCGCCGUUCGCGUUCACGCGUUAAAUGUUCGCAAAUUACAAAAUAUAAGAAUCGAAUUCUUUUGGUUUCGGUUUUCUCCGUUUAAUUUUGACCGUUUUGUUUUUUUUUCUUUCAGAUGAUCGUUUUCGCCGCCUGCGUGGCCACGGCGCUCGCCCAAUACGCCGCCCCUGCUUACCCGGCGCCCGCUUACUCGGCACCCAAGGCUUACGCCCCGGAGCCCGCGUACGCCCCGGCCCCGUACAGCUUCGAAUACAGCGUCAACGACCCGACCACUUACGACGUCCACAGCCAGUCCGAAUCCAGCGACGGUAACGGUUACGUCAAGGGAACCUACAGCCUGGUCGAACCCGACGGUUCCACCCGCGUCGUCGAAUACACCGCCGACGAUCACAGCGGUUUCAACGCCGAAGUCAAGAAGAUCGAAGGAUCCGGAUACAAGGCCCCGUACAGCGCCCCAGCCUCAGCCUACAAAGCCACCCCGGCCUACAAACCAGCCUAUCCAGCACCAGCAGCUUACCCAGCCCCAGAAGCCGCCUACCCGGCACCAGAAGCUUACCCGGCACCGGCUUACUCCGCUCCGGCUUACAAACCAGCCUACAAACCAGCUUCCUACGCUGCCCCGUCAUACUCCGCGCCGGCCUACAAACCGGCUUCCUACGCGGCGCCGUCAUACUCCGCGCCGGCCUACAAACCGGCUUCCUACCCGGCCCCGUCGUACUCCGCUCCGGCCUACAAACCGGCUUCCUACCCGGCUCCGUCGUACUCCGCUCCGGCCUACAAACCGGCUUCCUACGCGGCCCCGUCGUACCCCGCCCCGGCCUACAAACCAGCCCCGUACAAGGCCUACUGA
This is a messenger RNA of Cinara cedri, 73140 nucleotides long. The record is from the annotation of a GenBank genome assembly. NCBI's taxonomy places the organism in Eukaryota, Metazoa, Arthropoda, Insecta, Hemiptera, Aphididae.